This is a messenger RNA of Podarcis lilfordi (Lilford's wall lizard), 70435 nucleotides long. Lineage: Eukaryota; Metazoa; Chordata; Lepidosauria; Squamata; Lacertidae. The record is from the annotation of a GenBank genome assembly.
CAGCGCCCUCCUGCAGCCAAGCUGGAUGCGGAGAGAAAGGAGUUGAAUGCCAUUUUCUCCUCCCGUGCUUUUCUUUUCUCUUUUUUAAAAGAUAGAUCUCAUUUCUUCUUCUAUUUAUUUGGGGUUUGCAGCUUGUAAGCAGCAGCAGCGCGCAGCUGAGCUCUUUCCCCUCCUCGCUCUGUUUUGGCUGAAACCCCUGGAUUUAUUCCGGCUGUGCUUGGCACGGAGCCACCCACACUCUCUCUCUCUCUCUCUCUCUCUCUCUCUCUCUCUCUCUCUCUCUCUCCUCUUUGCCAAGCGGAGGACUUUUCCUCUCCCGCGGUUGCCUUGGCUGGGCGUCUCAAUGAGGGCUCCUUAAGCCGGGGAGCCUUUUCCGCGUCGGGGAGGACGCACGGCUCGCUCCGGAGGUUUUCCACCCCUUCUGCCCGCCAUCAGAAACACGGUUGCCUGGAGGGGGACUGGCCGGCUCUCCAGCUGCCCCGCGGCUCCUUAUGGAGACGGCCGGGAGAAGGCGGCGGCGUUGGCCGGGCUGCCUCCGAGCUGCGCUGUGGCUUUGCUGCUUGCUCCCGGCUCCGGUCAGCUGCACCUGGAACCGCGCGGGGCUCCAGUACGCCAAUCGGAGGUAAGGCGGGCGUGUGGUUACUCCGGGGUUUUUAAUGCGGAUUGUGCUUUUUAAUGCCCAGAGCUCCUUGGGCUAGGCCCAUCUAAUUCAUCCUUCUUUCCCAGCAAGACAGAUGCCUCUGGGAAGCUCGCAAGCCCUGUUGCUUUAUCUCUUUGCAGAUAGACUGCUCCUACACAGGGGAGCUCCAUUUUAUUUAUGGCAUUCAUAGGUUCAACUUUUCCUCCAAGGAGCUCAAAAUGGUGUGCAGGAGUGCCAGCUUGGCCCUGUGACUGUGGGUGCCUGGGGCUGUGGGCGUCAUGCAAUGUGUAUGGCCCUGGCACCAAAAUUUGUGGGGGCAUGGCCCUUUCGUGGGGAAUUUCAUGGGUGCUCAGGGUCCCAAGGAGUUGGCACCUAUGGUGGUAUGCAUGCCCCUUUGCAGCUUUAUGUAACCCUCCACAACAGCCCUGUGAGGUUGGUUAGGCUGAGAGGCAGUGACUGGCCCAAGGAGACCUAGUGAGCUUCCUGUCCAAGUGGGUAUUGGAACACUGGUCUCUCCCAGGUCCUCGUCUGAUGCUCUACCCAUUGUGCCACACAGUCAUGUUAUUUCCUCAGAAAUGUUUCCAGAGUGGCUAAUGAACAAGACAUAUAAGAAGCUGCCUCAAUACCAAGGCGGGUCAUUGGCCCUUGCAGAUCAGUGAUGGUCACACUGACAGGCAGCAGCUCUUCAGGGUUUCAGGCAGGGAAUAUUUUCCUUGCCACAUCUGCAGACGGGAGCUGGCGAAUGAAUGUGGGACCUGCAUGCAAAGCGGCUGCUUUGCCAUUGAACUGCAACCCUCCCUCACUGAUAUUUAUUGUCUUAGCUGUUGUUGUUGCCACCCUGAUGGAUGAAGGGCAGUGAAUAGAGGAAACAAAGAGUAUAAGAAAUAAAAAUGAAAUGAGAAACAACAGGGCACACUCAGAGAAAGGGCUGGGCAGGGAGGUGGAAAAAAGCAAGCUCAACUCCAUCAGCAGAAUAGGAGAAUCUUAAUCUCCGGGUUGUGGGUUCAAGCCCCACGUUGCACAAAGGAUUCCUGCACUGCAAGGGGGUUGGACCUCAUAGCCCCUUCCAACUCUGCAGUUCUAUGAUUCUGUGAUAUACCAACCAGCCGGGAUGGAGAGAGUAAUGGAUGUGUUCACACUAUGUGAAUUUGCACCAGCUUUUGAAAACCACCUGGGCUGCUGGCCAUGAAUGGGUCUGGUGGCAGUGAAUUCCAUAAAUUAAUUGUGCUUUGUCAGCUCUGAGGUUAGGGCUAGUUCUGAAGGCAUGUUUUAAUAACCAUAUAAAAGUUAUCAUAACUUUUAUACUUGCAGUGAAGGAAAUUAAGGAAUGGUGAAAUGGUAGGACCUCCCCACCCCCAUUUGAAUAUAGUUUUAGAGCACUCCAAAUCUAUACUGGGGGUCUUGCAGGGUAAUGACUAAUCUAGCUACCGAAUUUAGGUAUAAAUGGCAAAGGGUAGCUGUAGUUUUGGUUCCCACAUUGGCUUAGGAAGUACAGUGGUACCUCGGGUUAAGUACUUACAGUAAUUCGUUCCGGAGGUCUGUUCCUAACCUGAAACUGUUCUUAACCUGAAGCACCACAUUAGCUAAUGGGGCCUCCUGCUGCCGCCGUGCCACCAGAGCACGAUUUCUGUUCUCAUCCUGAAGCAAAGUUCUUAACCUGAAGCACUAUUUCUGGGUUAGCGGAGUCUGUAACCCUGAGGUACCACUGUACAAGCUAUGUAGGCUUGCAUCAAAACACAAACCGGAUCAAAUUUCUCUGCCAUCCUUAUUUGUGACACGCAUUUUGGGGUAGCAAGUCUUGGUGAAAGGGCUCUUCCAAAGGUUUUGCUAGCAACAUUGGCUAGCAAUAAAUAAAGCAAAAGACACAUUUACCAAUGGACAGAGAACAACAAGGCGAGUUAAGGAAGGGUGGCCCAACUCCAAAUGCAGGUGUCAUUUGCUCUUUGUUUAUUUAUCUCUCACAUUUCUAUCCCACCAAGGAGCUUGAGACAGCAUACAUGGUUCUCCCCCUCCUCGUUUAUUCCCCACGACAACCCUGUGAGGUAGGUUAGGCUGAGAGACAGUGACUGGCCCUAGGUCACUCAGUGAAUUUCUGUGGCUGAGCGGGGGAUUGAACCCUGGUCUCCCGGGUCUUAGUCCAACACUCAACCACUAUACUACACUGGCAUUCCUAGCCUGGGCAGGCUCUAACACUGAAAUUGGCGACCUCAGGCCCAGGGACCAAAUGUGGCCCUCUGUUCCCCUUUAUCUGGCCUCUGGGAAUCUCCCUAGCCUUGCCUUUCACCUUCCUCCAGUGUUUUUGCCUGGCUGGGCUGUGUCCUUGAAGCCUGAUGAUGAUUCAUGCUUGCUUGCUUGGAUGAAUGGAUGGAGGACAGAGAGUCUGUAGCACUAGAAACCAGCCUGGUGUACAAAGGGAGACAUUUAUACCUGUUGCUCUGCCCACUCUCAAUUCCCAGCAUGCAGCCCCCAGGCUGAAAAAGGCUCUGGGCUCCUGCUACAAAGUCUGCUGCACCAGGUUGAGAGGGGGAAAAGAAUGUGGAGGCAGGAAAGGAAGCAUUUCCUACUCUUUGAAUGACCACAGCUAAUUAUAGGCAUUGCCCUGAUAAUGUUGGGGGUGGAGCAUCCUGGCUCACUCUGGGCCAUCACUUGCCUGUGAUGGCAAUGCAGGAGUCGGGCUACGGACUUUUCUGAACCGCCAAGCUGAUUGCAGCCAUAUAUGCUGAUUUCUGCUUGCUGCGUUUCAAGGGGGUUCUGCUCUGGCCUUCAAUAAACACUGCAGUCAAAUGGAGGGGGAGAGUGGAAACCCUACUAGGUAAAGGUAAAGGACCCUGUGAUCUAAACUACUGAGCCUCUUGGGCUUGCCAAUCAGAAGGUUGAUGGUUCAAAUCCCCGUGACGGGGUGAGCUCCCGUUGCUCUGUCCCAGCUCCUGCCAACCUAGCAGUUCGAAAGCACACUAGUGCAAGUAGAUAAAUAGGUACCGCUGUGGCGGGAAAGUAAACGGUGUUUCCAUGCGCUCUGGUUUCCGUCACGGUGUCCCCUUGCGCCAGAAGCGGUUUAGUCAUGCUGGCCACAUGACCCAGAAAGUUGUCUAUGGACAAACGCCGGCUCCCUCGGCCUGAAAGCGAGAUGAGUGCCGCACCCCAUAGUCGCCUUUGACAGGGGCAGAUACAGUGGUACCUUGGGUUACAUAUGCUUCAGGUUACAGACUCCGCUAACCCAGAAAUAUUGCUUCAGGUUAAGAACUUUGCUUCAGGAUGAGAACAGAAAUCGUGCAGCAGCGGCGCGGCAGCAGCAGGAGGCCCCAUUAGCUAAAGUGGUGCUUCAGGUUAAGAACAGUUUCAGGUUAAGAACGGACCUCCGGAACGAAUUAAGUACUUAACCCGAGGUACCACUGUAAAUGGGUUGCGUGUAUCCUUGCUAAGUUACACUCUGACAUGAUUUGAGUCAGACCAUUGGUCUGUCUAGCUGUCUAGUAUUGUCAACACUGGCUAGAUUUCAGAGAGGAUUCUCUCAUAGCGUUAUGUGGAGAUGCUGGGGAUUAAACCUGGGACCUUCUGCAAAGCAAAUCCUCUGCCACUGAGCUACAGCCAUUCCCCUGAAUGCCUUGGUUGUUUUCCUGAUGAGUUAGAUUUUUUACUGAGCAUUACGUUUUUGUACGGUGUGACUUUCUUUGGUGGCAUUUUUUCCCUCUGUUAAUGAAUGGUGACACAGAAAUAUUUCAAUUAAAUAAAAUGGCACAGGCUGCAUCAUGCAUGUAGUUUUGGGUCAUAUCCAUGCUAUACAUUUAAGGCACUUUAAUAGUCAUCUCUCCCCCCUGCCCCGAAUCCUAGGAACAAAAGUUGUCUGCUCUGGUGGCUACUAGCCAGUGUUUGAAAUUAGCCAGGUGCCAGGCACAUUUUGCACCUGGCUACUGGCCACUUGCGACCAAGUGAAGAUGCCCAGGCUCCAGGAUGGCACCUGACACCUCCACCAUCUGCAGGUGCAUGCCAGGGAAUCCUUGGAUCUUAACUGUUUCCACAUACAGUGGACGCUCGGGUUGCGAACGUGAUCUGUGUGGGAUGCACGCUCGCAACCCACAGCAUUCGCAACCCGCGUCUGUGUGUCUGUGCACGUGCGGUUUGCGAUUUGGUGCUUCUGCGCAUGUGCGAAGCACAAUUUAACGCUUCUGCGCAUGCUCAGCCACCGAAACCCAGAAGUAACCUGCUCCGAUACUUCCAGGUUUCAGCGGUCCGCAACCCCCCCAAAAAAACCGCAACCUGAAGCGGCUGUAACCCGAGGUAUGACCCUACUAGCAACACAUCUUGUAGAAUUCUACCCAUGAUAUUUUAUCUGCACAAUCAGAAUGCAUUUCAGGAGCCAAAAAGUCCUGUUUUGGAUUCACAGCUGUCCAUGGAGGCGCAGGUCAGUUUUGUGUCCAGGGCAGCCGUCUACCAGCUCCACCUGGUACACUCGCUGAUACCCAACCUGCCCGCAUACUGUCUCACCAGAGUGGUGCAGAUCUGGUUAUCUGCCACUUAAACUACUGCAAUGCUCUACAUAGGGCUACCUUUGAAGGUGACCCAGAAACUGCAACUAAUUCAGAAUGCGGCAGCUAGACUGGAGACCGGCAGUGGCCGCCGGGCCCAUGUAACACUGAUCCUAAAGGAUAUUCAUUGGCUCUCAGUACGUUUCCGAGCACAAUUCAAAGUGCUGGUGCUGACAUCAUUCAGCCCGGAUACCGAGGUCCAGCUCCAAGGGCCUUUUGGCGGUUCCCUCACCGCAAGAAGCAAAGUUACAGAGAACCAGGCAGAGGGCCUUCUCGGUAGUAGUGCCCUCCCUGUGGAACACCCUUCAGAUGUCAAGGAGAUAAACAACUACAGUGGAUGCUCUGGUUCACGUUCGCAACCUGCAGCGUUCGCAACCCGCAUCUGCGCAUUCGCGGGUUGCGACUCGGUGCUUCUGCACAUGCCCAAAGCACGAUUUAGCACUUUUGCGCAUGCGCGACUGCCAAAACCCAGAAGUAACCCAUUCCGGCACUUCUGGGUUUCGGCAGUCCAUAACCCGGAAAAACGCAACCUGAAGUGGCUGUAACCCGAGGUAUGACUGUAUACAACUUUUAGACGGUAUCUGAAGGCAGCCCUGUAUUGGGAAGUCUUUAAUGUUUAAUGCUUUAUUAUGUUUUAUAUAUUUUGUAAGCCACCCAGAGCGGCUGGGGAAACCCAGCCAGAUGGGUGGGGUAUAAAUAAUAAAAUUGUUGUUGUUGUUGAAAAAUAUGACAUGUAUCCGUCUGGGCCAAAAAUGGCAACUAGGCAUUCUGUUUUGGCGACUGCAAUCCUGGCUUAAGGAGCCAUUUGGUGCCUAGCUUACGUAUCUGAGUUUCUAGCACUCCUGCCAGCCACAAUGGCUGUGCUGUGCCUCCACAGACAGAGGCAGCAAUGCUUCUGAGUACCAGUUGCUGGAAACCGCAGGAGGGAGUGGACUCUUGUGUCUGAAUCCUGCUUGCAGGUUUCCCACAGGUGUCUGUUUGGCCACUGUGAGAACAGGAUGCUGGACUAGAUGGGCCAUUGGCCUGAUCCAGCAGGGUUUUUACGUUCUUUCUUGGGGAGGGGCAGCCCUGCCUUAAGGGAGAGCAUCCCUUUCAGCCAGCAGCAAUGCUGGCCAGAUGACGUUCCUCCCCAGACCAGGCAGCCUGCCUCCCAGGCGUCAUGGGAACCGUGUCUAGGGAGGUCUUGCAGCUGGAGAGCGGAAUCAAGACAGCCGCAGAGCGCUUCUUGCGGUGGGCCCAGGGUUUUUUUUGGGGGGGGGGAGGGAACAGAAGAUCAGGGAGAUCUACUCAUUAACUCCACUUGGCCACUGGCGCCCGUCCCUCUUGGCGGGCUGGGAUCUUGGCCACAGGGGCGGUCCUGAUGCUGAGUGUUCACAUUCCACGAGUGCGAGGGACAACCCCUUCCAGCUGCUUUGGGGGGAGCGGUUGUUGGCCAGCUACCCACCCACCCGCAAGCCUGUAGCAUCAGGACCAGAAGAGGCCUGAUUGACAGGGGGAAGGCAAGGCAUAAAGAGGCUUUUGUGAUGGGCUCCGGGGGCGGGCAGUGGCGAGGGUGUCGCAUGGCCUCGCUCCAGGAGGUAGGUGGUGGCCGUGGGGCUGGCGUGAUGCUGAGGAGGAAUGUGACAGGAAUGUCAGAAGUAGGGGAGUUGUCGUCGUCCGUCCCCCUUCAUCAACCCCGGACUGGAACCAGUCCCUGGGCAAGUGUGUGCUCAAGAGAUGGGGCUCUGUCGGCCUUUAACAGUAAGCACCUUGACCCCUGUGAGACUCUCCCCCACCCCCAAAAAAAUGUAUCAGAGCAACUUAGUAAGUUUCCUGUCCUCAUUGAGCCCUUGGACAGCAGACUGAGAAGGCACACAGGGGUCAGAGUAUGGCGACCUCACUCCAUUAGUUCUGCUGUGGCAGGCCUGCUCCAUCAGCUCUCCUUUCCUUUCUUUUUUUUUUAAAUAUAAAUUUUAUUAGUAUUUUCCACACAACGACAUAAUAAUAAAAUAAUAAUAAUAACAACAAUUUAUUAUUUGUACCCCGCCCAUCUGGCUGGGUUUCCCCAGCCGCUCUGGGCGGCUUCCACAAAGACCAAAAAUACACUAAGAUGUCACACAUUAAAAACUUCCCUGAACAGGGCUGCCUUAAGAUGUCUUCUGAAUGUCAGGUAGUUGUUUAUCUCUUUGACAUCUGAUGGGAGGGCGUUCCACAGGGCGGGCGCCACUACCGAGAAGGCCCUCUGUCUGGUUGCCUGUAGCUUUGCUACAUGAAAAAUAUCGAAAAAUAACAAUACACAAAAUACAAAAGCCGACAUUCAAAAAACAAACAAACAAACAAAAAUCCAUAUCUUACAAGUUAAUAAUAUAAACACAGAAAAACAAACAUUGACUUCCACCAAUCCCACAGUGCCUCCCUUACCUCUCAUUGUGUCUUCUUUCCUUGUCAUAUCUAUCCUAGCAUCCAGAUAUAAAUCCCUCUUUCUUAUCCUUUCACUUCAUAAGGUUAUUCCUUACUUACUUGGCAAGGGAGACACUUGAUCAUGAAGGUCUCCUCUCCUUUCAGCUGUCAUAAAAUCCUAGAGUUGGAAGGGACCUGUCUUUUGCCAUGCUUUCCCUAUAUGCAUGCAUUUCAGUGAUGUAGGCAGGCCAUUUCCUUUUGGGAAUGAAUGGAGCCCUGUCUGUAGGUGGUCUCUUCUGGUUGAAGGACUGUGCGGGGCAGUGGUUGCUGGGCAGCCGAAUCCUUCCCUCUCAUGCUGUGUGGAAUGACAGAAGUUGCUUGAGGUUCCUUUGAUCUUGCUCCAUCCGUGAGGCUGCAACACAAUGAAGCUUCUGCUGGGAUGCUGGCUUGAGCCUCUGGGGUUGUGUAAAAGGUGGAGGAAUGCAUGAUUUGGGGCUGAACUGGUGUGUAGGGGAAGAGACAGACCCCAGCCCUUAUAAAUUUGGCUUAUGGUGAGUCAGCAAAGUGUCAAGCCAACAUUUGCAACAAACCUGUGGGUUGUUGUUGUUUUAAGUGGUGAAUUUCAGGAAGCUCAACAACUCUGAGGGAAAGCUUUUCCAGAGGGAUUGCAGCGAAAGCAAUAGAGGGUUGCUGCGUCCAAUGUUAGCCCUACUCAGGGUAGACCCACUGAAAUGGCAGUAUAUGGCUACUGCUAUAUGGCUACAACUUCAUCAUCACCGUUGACCACGUUGACUAGGAAAAGGUCAGAGGGAAACAAAAUACCUUAUCUUCCGGGAAUUUGUCUAACCCACUUUUUGAAGCCGUUCAAGUUGGUGGCUGUCACUGUCUCCUGUGGGAGAGAGUUCCACAGAUUAACAAUGCAUGGUGUGACGAAGUCCUUUCUUUUAUCUGUUCUGUCUUUCCCAAUAUUCAGCUUUGUUGGACUUCCACGAAUUCUUGUUUUUAUGCAAAAAGGAGAAUUUUUUUCUUAAUCCACUUUCUCCGUAAUUUUAUACAUUUCUAUCGUGUCACCUCCUUCUUGCCUUUUCUAUAAGCCUAAAAAGUUCAAGUUCAGGGACUUCCGGGGUGGCGCCUCCGGAAAAUGGCGGAAUUCCCUUCGAACUGAAGGGAACCCGCUGCACGGAGGCUUGGGUCCUGCCGCUACGGCGCAGCGGGGGCCCUUAAAAACCACAGGCGGAAGAAGCCUGUGGACGUGGGACUCGGCGGGCACCGAGAGCGCUCUCUCCCUUGUACAGGAGCCCGGCAACGGGCUCCGGAGUGGGAGGUGCGUGGUGCUGUGAGUCGACUGCUUCCUCCGUGCAGCAAAGCCGCACUGCCGUUUUCGGAGAGCGCUGCCUUCUUCCUGGACAAUUUGGCAUCUAAAAUAUCGAUCCGUGAGUACCUGAUCUUGGAAGAGCUGAACUAAUUUUAAGAUUGGAGAAUAAAUAAAUAGUAUUGGAUUUGGACUUGAAAUUGAACUUAAUUGGGACUCGGAACGGAAAGGUCUAAACAGGAAGUCAUCCUUCCGUUCUUUUGUUAUCUGAAGAAAGCAAAGACAAAUUAUACUAAAGCUUGAAAAUUAAAUUUUGAGAGAACUAAAAUUCAACAUCUAAGAUUUCUGAACCCCCCUUUGACUGCAGGAGAAGAAGGGGGUGAUUUUGGCUUUUUUUAACCCUGCGGAAGUGAGUUUAAAAUAAAGUAAUUUUCCACCGCCCUGAACCAGGAGCGGGCUGUCAGAAUUGACGUUUUGAAGCUUAUCCAGCUCGACAGAUAGUUAAAAGAAGGGUAACAUUUUGACUCUACUGUUGCCCCUUAGGGGGAAUUCUGGAUAAAGUGUUUUUGGAAAAAGUAAGAUUGUUACAAAAGUAAAACUUGUUCCAUCUAGUGGAACUGAGUGAAAUUGCAAUGCAGAGAGUUUAAAAAGAAGAGCUAUUCUCGUGGGAAAGAAUUUUCUGUGACCUUGAAGGACAAUGCUUGUACAAAGGCUUGAACAAGUGUUCCUGGAAGGUUUUGCAAAAUUAAGUGCCCAGCUGGACCAGAUGCGUCAGGAGUCGACCUUGAUGAUGGAAGUUACCAGAGCACAGCAGCAAACAAAUGAAACUCAGUUAAAGUCUAUACAAGUAUAUGAACCUGCUGUAGCGAUGGAGGCUUCAGAGAUGGAGGGAUCAUUGGAUGGGCAAGAUCAGCCUUUGAACUUGAUAAAUGAACUUGGGGCAAAUCUGAUGGGCCAACAGAAGAUCGGAGUAGUUGAAGUCUCCAAGCUCUGUGGAAAAUGGAACUGGCACUAUCUGUUCUCUGGCUUGGGUAAUGGGUCUGGAAUGGACUUGCUGCAAAGAGUCAAAAGCAUCUUUCUGCUGGAGUCUCCACGACUGAAAGGGAAAUAUCAACAAGAGCGGCGAAAGGGGCAAGAAAGAGACUUGAGGGCCUCGGAUACGAGACAACCAGGUUAACGAGCUGGAUUAUUGAGGUUAAAAGGACUGACAAUCUCGGGUCCUGGGGAGGGGAGGUUGGAAGCUGACUGGACUGAAUUUGACUUAUUAUUUUUUCUUUUUUAUCCUUUAAUAUUGGGAAUGUUUAUAAAUGUUUGAAGGGUGUUGAAUGAAAUUAUAUGGCUUAAGUAAGGAUUGGUAAAUGAUUUGUAAAAAGGUAAUGAUGUAAGAAUUUGCUAAAUAUUGAAUAUUGAAUUAAAGUUCUUAUAUGACAAGAGGGAAAAUAGAAUAAGGAAAUGUAAUGAUAGAUUGUUAUGAAAAAAAAAAAAAAGACAGAAAGGAUUUGCUGUGAAAAUUAAAAACUAAGAAACAAGAGAGGGGAGGAGGAGGAAGUCUAGAAAGGAAGUUAAUGGAGAUCGUAAAGAACUACAUAUUUCUGUUUUUCUGUUUUUCUUUUUUUCUUUUUUGCGGCUGGGUUUUCUUUUCUUUUUCUUCAAUAUUUUUGUAUUACUUUUGUUAUUUUUGUAUUUUCAAUUUUUUUUGGAAAUUUUCGUUGUUAUCCUUUGAAAAUUUAAUAAAUAUCAAUUAUAAAAAAAAAUAAAAAUAAAAAGUUCAAGUUCAGGAAUGGGGCACAGAGGGGGCUUUAACUCUUUCCACCCACUGUGUUCUCACCAAAAAUCCCCCCCCCAGCUGCUAUUGGUCCCAGGAGGGGCAAUUUUUCUCAAGGCUGUGGUGUGGGAAGCAAAUAUUAACUGGGCUCCAAAGUCCUAAUUUUGUCAGUAGUGUUUCUAUUUUACAAUCCCUUUAAAAACCAUACAGAUGAUGCAUUUGAUGUGAUUUGCCAUUUGACCCUCAGCCCCUUUUGGGUAGUGUGCUCCCGUGUGAAACUGCCUUCUGCCAGCUCCCACCAAUUUACUGCAAGAGGAACACUGGUGAAGUGGUCCGGGCUUAUGGAGGGGGGAGUCAAAGACCCCUUACUAUUUCUGCAGCUGCAGCAUCCCAGCAGAGAUCUUGCCUCCAGCAUCUUAGAACCACCCAAUCAGCACAAAAGGGGAGUUUUCUAGCCACUAAGAAGCCGUCUCCUCCCCCUUUGUGCUGAUGGGAGCCAAUCAGAGCGAAAGGAGGUGAGCCAGCCAAUGAGGGUGGGCUCCUAUGGUCCUUCUGGAGGAGAGGCGUGGGAAGAACACCAAGGAGGUGUUUAGGAACCCUGAAAAACAAACCAGGGGCUUCUGUCUCAAGAGAAUGGCAUGCGAAUUCUGCUGCGUACAAUGGAACUUUGCAGAAAGCACCGCCUGGGUCACUCUUAAAGGUGACAUUGGAGCGCUCCAAAUCAUUUGCCCAUCUGCGUGCGCAGGGAAUAGUCGAUCUAGCUGAAAGGCAACGCAUCAAGAUCUGCAUUGACUGUUGCAAUGUUGUUGUUAUUAUCGAAUAAUUGUAAAAUAAUUGUAAAAUUGUAAAAUGGUUGUAUAAUCAAAGAAGGGGGAGUGGCUUUGUCUCUAGUGAAGGGACCCUGCAGUUCUGAAUUUGCCGCUAAAGUAAUGAUAAGGAAGCAGGUCUCUAGCCCACAAGCAAUGGCAAAAUCUGUGGUCCUCCAUAUAUUGUUAGACUCCCAAUACUCUCCAGUCCAACAUCCUGGGAUGAUGAGAGUUGAAGUCCAAUAACAUCAGUUGAGCAUGCCACAGGAUCCCUGUGCCUUAUUUACACACUUGCCCCACAGGCCUGUGAUGACUGUUGCCUCCAUCAGAGACAUGGCAGUGCAAUCCUUGCAAACUUACUUGUGUGCAAAUUGCACUUUGUCACUGUGUGGCUUAUUCCCAGGUAAGUGUCUCUAUGCGGGCAGCAACCAUUUUGCGUGAGGGUUCCGUUCCCGGCUCUUGAGCGUGUUGGCGGAGAGCAUCUAAGUGUCCCUGCCCCAUUCAGCUUCUGAUCUGCCUUCAUGCAUCGAUUGGACGUGCUUAAAAUAGAAUGGCAGGACGCGAGUGGCGCUGUGGGUUAAAGCACAGAGCCUAGGACUUGCCGAUCAGAAGGUCAGCGGUUCGAAUCCCCGUGACUGGAUGAGCUCCCGUUGUUCGGUCCCUGCUCCUGCCAACCUAGCAGUUCAAAAGGACAGCAAAGUGCAAGUAGAUAAAUAGGUAUCGCUCCGGCAGGAAGGUAAACGGCGUUUCUGUGCGCUGCUCUGGUUCGCCUGAAGCGGCUUAGUCCUGCUGGCCACAUGACCCGGAAGCUGUACGCCGGCUCCCUAAGCCAAUAAAGCAAGAUGAGCGCCGCAACCCCAGAGUCGACCUAAUGGUCAGGGGUCCCUUUACCUUUACUAAAACAGAAUGGCACCCUUAAUUUCCAGAAACCAUGGUGGUGGUGCUGAAUCCCGAAGAAUGCAGCAGUCCUAUCAACUCACACUUGUGAGAUUUUAAAAAAGGCAUCCCCUCCCACUGGAAGGGCAAAAUGGGAGUCGCUGGGACAUGUACCACCAAACUGGGACAGCUUAGGGAGGGGAAGGCUUCUAGCCAAGAUCUGCUUGCACGAUUGGAGGCAGUGAUGUUUCUGAAGGCCAGUUGCUGGAAACCACAAUGCUCUUGUAUGCAGGUCCUGCUUACAGGUUUCCCGCUGGUUGGUCCCUGUGAGAGCAGGAUGCUGGACUAGACGGGCCGUUGGCCUAAUCCAGCAGGCUCUUCUUGUGUUCUUAAGCCUUUGAUAAAUCAGAACCCCUUGGAGUGAUGCCUCGACACAUCGCGGACAUCAGGCCCUUGCUGUUCUGAGCCUGCUCGGCCGCCCCCAGCUCUUGACCUGCUGAAAGGUCUCCAUUUAGAUUAGAUCAGGGCUUGAAAGGUGACCUCCAGAUUCCAUGUGUUUUGGCAACCUCGGGAUCUCACAUUACCUGACCCUUUUGCCGGCUCUCCUGGAAAAGCUUGCAGCUGCCUGGAAUUCAGAGACUUAAAGUGUCUCAUAUAUGCGCGCCAGACGGAUGGAGAGAGUAGCAAUGCAAGGUCCUGUGAACCCCCCACAAGGCGAGUGAGUAUUUCCUUUCUCCAUCCUGCCAGUCAGGGAUUUAUGACUCUGGCACGGAAAAUUACAGACCUCUCAAGAGCAAGACUUGGCACCAGGUUUCUGGGGCUGGAGGGAAUUCCCCUUCCUGUUUGCUCUCUGGAAUGCUUAAUCGCCUCUCCAGGGCCCUUUUCCAGCCUUUUCAAGUUCUCGUUCUCUCCUCCCCUAUAUUAUGGGCGCACAGGCACACCCCCCCUUCCUUGCUCACACGGUGGAGAGGCAGUUCAGUUCAGUGCCAGCGGGGUGUUCAUCUGGCAACUUGCAGUGUUUUGGUUUCUUGGACCGAGUAAGGUGUCAAUCACGAACUGGGGAAAGUCUGGGCUGGGAAUAUUCCUGGGGUCACGAAGGCUUUGCACACUGGUUUUAACUGCAUGUUGUUGCUUUGGUGUUGUAGUCAUUAGGGGCUCAGUGGAAGGGUGCUGGCCUCCUCACCAUAGGUACCAACUCCUAGGGGCCGAGCUCCCUUCGCCCACCCCCCCAAAUUGAGGGGGCCGGGCAUUGCCAUUCAAAUGGUGAGAGUGCACCCCCGUCAUGUGAUCAGUUAUACAGGGCAGGACUUACCUGCCCCCUUCCCAAUAUUUUAUUCAGGUUGGUACCCCUGCCCUUCAUUGAGAUUCUAGCUCUUGCCUUGAAUUUUCUUUCGUUAGGGUGGGGGAACCAAAAGAGUAGGGGGAAGAUGAAAUGAUUGACUUGUAAGGGACCUUUGAGGUCAUCUGAACAGCCAAGGACAUAAGAGCCUAGCGCAGGGGUCAGCAAGGCUUACUGGCCAUGGGCCGGAUCACAACCACGGAGAUUGUCCAUGGGCCGGACCAGUGCAGUGCGAUGCCAGAAAUUGCUUCUGUGCAUGUCUGCGGUGCCAGAAACCACUUCUACGCAUGCCCAGAUGCCAAAAAUCGCUCCUGGGCAGAAGCGAUUUUUGGCAUCUGGGCAUGCGCAGAAGUGAUUUCUGGUAUCUGCACGUGUGUAGAUGUGGUUUCUGGCACCACUCGGUGAGUCCCUGUGCCGCACUGUGCCUGUUUAGCGGGUGGCUCAGUUUGGGGGUGGCUCGUGGGCCAGUAAAAUGGUCUUUGUGGACUGGAUCCGGUCCAUGGCCUAGCGGCUGGGUCAGGUCAACACCCCAUGUAGCCCGGCAUCCUGGAAUCAGGGGUAGACACAGUGCUGCUUGUUCGCGCAAGUGUUUUGCACCUUCCACCCAAUGGCAUCCUCGUCAGAAGGCAAGGAUGGUAAUGGUGAGGAACGAUCAAUGAUGCUCCUGUAGAUAAUCUCAUAGAAUCAUCGAGUUGUCCCAAAGAAACCAGAGUCCUUUCUGUUGGGGAUAAUUCAGACUGAAAUUCCCAGGUGUCAAAAAAGCUUAUUUAUGUAUGCCAUUACUACAGCCUGUGUUUUGUUAGCCCCCAAAUGGAAAACGAGCGAAGUCCCAACUACAGAAGAUUGGCAACUUAAGUUGACAGAAUAUGCGCAGCUUGCAGACUUAACAUAUAGAAUAAGAGAACAAGAAGAGCAUACGUUUAGAGAAGAUUGGAAAAAGUUCAUUGAAUAUAUGGGAAAUAAUUGUGUACGGCUGAAAACGCUGGCAGCAUUAAGAUAAAUUCAACAGUGUAAAUAAGUUUUGAUGGAUGCAAUAAUGGAAUACCAAAUGAUAUAGUUUCUGUAAAAUAUGCAGGGAUUUAUGGUAUGUAAAAUGAACCAUGGAAAGAGAAGAAGGGAAGUCAUUGAUAUCUUAAGGAUGUAAAAAUGAGUACUUUAAAUUGUAAAACAGAUAUAUAUGUCCAACCCCCUGCAAUACAGGAAUCUCAGCUAAGGCAUCCAUGAUAGAUGGCGAUGGAGCUGGGAUAGAAGGACUCAAGAGAUCCCUGGGGUACCUCGGACCUAUGUUGUUCAGGGCUUUGUCAAUUAAUACAAGGACCUUGUACCUGGCUUGGCUGUAAGUGGGCUCUAAUGGUGGUGCGGCAUGUUGUCACUCAGAUGCCCCCACCAGCAGUCUGGCCACCACAUUCUGCUGCAGCUGGAGCUUCUGGAAGCUUCCAGACCAGGCACAUAACACGAGGGCAAAGGCAUUUCUGCCUCCGCUGCUGUUCUUUGGCAACUGGUGAUCCAUCCUGUGUCUCUUGCCUCUUUUCAGGAAUUGGUGUUCUUACACUGUCACCCGGACGGUUUCCUGUCAUAUCCAGAAUGGCACCUACCUCCAGAGAGUGUUCCAGAGCUGCUGGUGGCCCACGACUUGCACGGGGGGCAGGUGAGGAAGCAUUGGACCAGCCUCCCACAUCCUUUCCAGCCUGUUUGCCUUCCCAUACACCCUGAAACAUGGAAACCGAGCUCUGCCUGCCUCCAUUUCCAAACGAGUGGGUCACGUUUGACGGGUCGGUGGGGCUUGACACCUGCCAGUCAUCCAGUGUCAUAUCUACAGCUGGUGGGUGGGGCUUGGCCAAAAUGGCCCCACAGGUCAAACUACGAGGUGCGGUGGGUCCGUUGAGGCCCACUGGCUGGUGGUUUCCUUGCUUUAAGGCCUCUGUUGCCAAUGCCAUUUAUUUAUUUAUCCUUACAUUUACUCUUUUUAUUUCAUAAAAUGUGCAUACAGUGGUACCUUGGUUCUCAAACUUAAUCCAUUCCAGAAGUCUGUUCCAAAACCAAAGCGUUCCAAAACCAAGGUGCGCUUUCCCACAGGAAGUAAUGCAAAACGGAUUAAUCCGUUCCAGACUUUUAAAAACAACAGCAGUUUAAGAUGAAUUUUACUAUCUAACGAGACCAUUGAUCCAUAAAAUGAAAGCAGUAAUUAAUUUACUGUACUAUAAAAUAAAUAAGACAGUAUUGUAGAUGAUAAAAAUUAAAAUUAACAUUUUUUUUCUUACCUGCACUGAUGAUAGUCAUUGUUUGGAUGGGGGGCUUUUAUCCAUUUCCGCAGUCACACAGUCAGUCAGAAUCAGUAGCUGAACUGGGUUCCACACAGUCACAAAAACAAAUUAACCCAAAAAGCCUCAGAAACAAAAGUGCAAAAUAAAUAGCAAAAACAAAAGCGCCAAACUUAAUCAGUUCUGGAAGUCCGUUUGACUUCCAAAAUGCUUGAAAACCAAGGCGCAGCUUCUGAUUGGUACAGGAUCCCCAGAAACAAUAGCCGACAGCCACAUCGGACGUUCGGCUUCUGAAAAAUGUUUGCAAACCGGAACACUUACUUUGGGGUUUUCAGCGUUUGGGAACCAAGGUGUUUGAGGACCAAGGCGUUUGAGAACCAAGGUACCACUGUACAGCUUGAUUGUAAAAGCAAACCUCUGAGCAGUUUACAAAAAGAAUAAAACAAUAAAACUGAAUACCUCCUUUCCCCCCAAGGGUCUCAAGGUGGCCUAGAGAAUCUUACCUUCCUGCAUUUUCUCCUCAUAUUAACCCUGCCGGCUAGGUUAGGCUGAUGGACAGUAACUGGCUCAAGGCUUACCUAUUGAAUGUAUCAUGGCUGCGAGGGGAUUUGAACCCUGGUCUCCUUGGCCCUUGGUCCUCCAAGCACCCACUCUGCUCUUCCCUCCACAGCCCCACACUUUAUUUUAGGAGUUGGGCCCCCACAGAAGCCCCAGGCUCUCUGCGCUUGUAGCUCCUGUUGCCUGAAGAAGCCAUUAUGUUUUUUGUCUCUCCUCAGCUAUAGAACGAUCGUCAGGCCAACGUACAAGCAGGCCUACAAGACGGUCACGGCUCUGGAGUGGAAAUGCUGUCCGGGACACACGGGUUCCAAUUGCGAGGCAGGUACGAGGCAGCCGGCUGGGGUGGGCGCAGAGAUAAGGCCCGGUUCAUAGAUUCAUACAGUUGUGGAGCUGAAAGGGACCUCGAGGGUCAUGCAACUUAUUGCAAUGCAAGUAUCACAUCUAUGGUUGUUGGCAUUGAUAUGACCGUUAUGUGAUUCUUGCUGCUUUGUACAGGUACGUAAGCAAAUAAACAGGUCCUCCAAGGGUCUGAAGCAGUGGGGAAGGGGAAAGUGAAGGAUGUGUGGGGCAAAGUUAUGCACCGCUGUCUAGUGCAGCCCCGUGAGAUGUAACUCAUUUGUCUUAUUUAUUUCGCAAAAUUUAUGUGCCACAUGAUUGAAAUGUAGCCUUAUGAGGCUUUGCCCUCAGGUGGAAAAAAGUAUUGCACCCGGGAGAGGGAGAGGGAGUCAACAGACACUCAAGGAAUAGUUUCGGAGAAAAAGCUUUAUUUCUACCAUCCAUGAACUGGUAGAAGGAGCAAGUGUGAUAGAUUCACAAAACAAGCACGAGUUCACAGUCAUUUGCACAGAGCAUAUAUUCCCCUUCCAGUUCCCUCUCCUUUCUCCUCCUCUUCAGGAGUCCUGCCCCAUGUAUUUCCUGAGCAUGAACAGGAGAAAACAGAGGAAAACUUUAGCUGUGGAUUUUUAGAAGACAAGAAAUGAAUUUUGGACAGUUUUGAGGCCUGGUUGGCGGGGGGGGGUGACUUCGGGCCUAAGUGGGGUCACCUGUCCUCACCUCCUUCAGUAAAGGGAAUUGUGAUUGUGGUUUGCAAGAAGUCGUCCCAAGGAGCUUGUGAGAAAGGUCCCACUUGCCUUCUGCCUUGCUUGGAUUUAGCUUGCGCAUUUUCAGCCUUGAAAGCGCGCAAGUUAAAUGCACAUAAGAUGUGACUGUGCUGUUCGGCAACAUACAGAAACCCACAACGUUUCAAUACUAUGAAUAUGGUAAGAUUGCAUUAACAAUGUCAAACUUCCUGGCAAUAGCCAAAAUACUAAGGUUGCUAUUCGGGUUCGCCUUGGUUCUAGAGACAGACACCCCUCCUCUGAUGUUGUUCAUGGUCCUCCUGCAGCAACUUGCAAAUCUUCCAGAAGGCUGAGUAGCAGUGUCCCAGGAACUGUGGUUUGCUGAGGGUGCUGUGAGAUGCUACCACAGAGCAGGUGGGACACGGGUGGCGCUAAACCACUGAGCCUCUUGGGCUUGCUGAUCAGAAGGUUGGCAGUUCAAAUCCUCGCGACGGGGUGAGCUCCCAUUGCUCUGUCCCAGCUCCUGCCAGCCUAGCAGUUCGAAAGCAGACCAGUGCAAGUAGAUAAAUGGGUACUGCUGUGACAGGAAGGUAAACGGCAUUUCCGUGCACUGUGGCUUCCGUCACUGUGUUCCGUUGCACCAGAAGCGGUUUAGUCCUGCUGGCCACAUGACCCAGAAAGCUGUCUGUGGACAAACGCUGGCUCCCUCGGCCUGAAAGCGAGAUGAGCACCGCAACCUCAUAGUUGCCUUUGACUGGACUUUACCAUCCAGGGGUCCUUUACCUUUUACCUUUUACCACAGAGCAGUACGAUUUAGAAUCCUCUCAGAGUGUUUGCUUAUUGAAGGCAUUUAUAAAUCGCUUAAUUAUUUUUAAAUUAAUGUUUCUGUGAUGCGGCAGGAGCUGGGUGAGGUGGUUCUGCCUGAGGUUUGUUCCUAGUUGACGACUCGUGUUGAUCUUGUGUCCGGGCUCCAAAUCCCAAAUGGCAGGGGGAAGUUCAAUGUCCGCUUGGUUUGGGUUGAAGGAAGCAAUGACUCAGGAUGACCCAGAACGGAGCUGACCGAUUCAUCCUGUCUCUUUCCCUCCCCUUGUCUUUGAAGCAAGGAAGGAUGUGAGCAAGGACCCAAGACUCCCAGAUGCUGAGAUGCUCUGGAGCAGGGGUCAGCAAUCUUUUUCAGCAGGGGGCUGGUCCACUGUCCCUCAGACCUUGUGGGGGGCCAGACUAUAUAUUUUUUUUGGGGGGGGGAGAAAUGAACGAAUUCCUAUUCCCCACAAAUAACCCAGAGAUGCAUUUUAAAUAAAAGCACACAUUCUACUCAUGUAAAAACACCAGGCAGGCCCCACAAAUAACCCAGAGAUGCAUUUUAAAUAAAUGGAUACAUUCUACUCAUGUAAAAACAUGCAGAUUCCCGGACCUUCCACGAGCCAGAUUUAGAAGGUGAUUGGGCCGUAUCCUGCCCAGGGCCUUAGUUUGCCUAUGCAUGCUCUGGAGGGCUGCACAUGGGCAAAGAAGAAAUGGAACAUCCCCAAGCGAAAAGCUGGGAGAGUGUGCUGGGAAAGCUGGGAAGCGAAACUUUAGUUGUCUAUUUAUAAAAACACAGGGAGACAGUAGAGUUGAAAAAGACCACAAGGGUCAUUUAGUCCAACCCCCUGCAAUGCAGGAAUCUUUUGCCCAGCGUGGGACUCGAACCCACAAUGCUGAGACUGAGAGUCUCAUGCUCUACUGGUUGACUUGAGCUUGCUUUUCUCCUCCUCCCCGCCCAGCCCUUUCUCUUUGUAUGCCCUGUCUUUUGUCUCAUGCUCUACCAACUGAGCUACCCCAGCUAUCUAGACGGGAUAUAUAAGACGACAAGAUAGGUAAAGGUAAAGGGACCUCUGACCAUUAGGUCCAGUCGUGGCCGACUCUGGGGUUGCAGCACUCAUCUCGCUUUAUUGGCCGAGGGAGCCGGCGUACAACUUCCAGGUCAUGUGGCCAGCAUGACUAAGCCGCUUCUGGCGAACCAGAGCAGCACACGGAAACACCGUUUACCUUCCCACCAGAGUGGUACCUAUUUAUCUACUUGCACUUCAUGUUUUUGAACUGCUAGGUUGGCAGGAGCAGGGACUGAGCAACGGGAGCUCACCCCGUCGCGGGGAUUCGAACCGCUGACCUUCUGAUCGGCAAGUCCUAGGCUCUGUGGUUUAACCCACAGCGCCACCCAACAACAAGGUAGAGGUGUCCAAAAUAAUGCACGGCAUGGAGAAAGUGGAUAGAGAAAAGCUUUUCUUUCUCAGUCAUAAUGCCUGAACUCGUGGACAUCAAAUGAAGUUGAAUGUUGGGAGAUUCAGGACAGUUAAAAAAGGAAGCACACCACACAGUGCAUGGUUAAAAUGUGGAACUCUCUGCCACAAGAGGCAGUGGCUCUAUUUAAAACUGGCUGCAGGACAUCACACCUGGAGGCAGCGGGGCUUGCAUUGGGCAUACAGGACAACCUGGUCUGUCUUGCAUUGCCUCUCCCAAGCAAAAGUGGCCAGAGGCAGCUUCCUCUCUCUGCCCCAUGGUAGAGCCGGCCCUGUGAAUGCCACUGAUUGUGGUGACAAGACGGAGGAGUGGUUUGUGGCUGGGAGGUAAGCUCCACUUAAACCACUCCACACACUUCCUGAGCCUUAGUGAAGGGUUGCGUAGCCCCCCCAAACCCAACUAUGCUUGACUGCGCAUGGAAAAGGGGACCAGUGUCGGUAACUCCAAACAGCAGGCUCAGAUCAUAACAGGUGGCAGGCAGCCAAGAUGUCAGAAGUGAUCCAUAAAAUAAAAGGACACCUGGUGCGAAAUCCCAUUAUUGUGAAAUCCUACCCGGUGGAUGGAUACUCCCUGUAUUGAGUUUGGCAGAGCAUAGUAGGAAAUGAGAGAGGUCUGUGGUGGAGGGGAGGCUGACUGGGGCUGGUGGGGGGAGAGGGGAGAAGAGGGAGAGAAAUAAGCUAACUUUGAAGGGAGGUACAUUGGCAAGAGAAGAAAACCCUUAAGAGAGAAUGCUCUGUUUUGCCAGGGAGAUUCAGGAUUAUAAUUUUGUUUUUUAAUUGGCUCUUGGUUUCAACAUAAUUUUUAUUUGGAUCCCCUUUUAUUUUAGUCAUUUUAAUAUUUAUUAAGCGCAAUUCCCUUCUUAAAGUUGACCUUCCAGGGAAAUUCAGCGUACUGUAGUUUAUUUGUGGCCAAGUUAAUUUCAGUUUCUGUAGCCUUGGUCUACUUCUGUGUGGUUAAACUCUGUUCGGCAAUGGUCGAAGGUGCAGAAACAACCAAAUAGGUCUGAGAUCUGCGGGUAAAAGGUGGUAUACAAAAUGAAUAAAUAAAAAUAAAUAAAAAAUAAAUACCCCUCGUUCAGGUCCUGGUGCCUGCAAGCUGUUGCCAUCAUCCUUGGCCAUUGGUUAUGUUGGCUGGAGCUGAUGGGAGUUUUUUUACUUUAUUUUUAAAAAUAGCUCUUAUUAAAGAUUUUCUUGUGUUAAAAAACAAACAAACAAACAAGGAAAAGUACAUAUAGCAUCUCCGUUUUUGAUUCGUAGGGUCAGUUUACAUUUGGUAUGAGACACUAUUGUCACAGACAUUGUGCAUUGGGGGGGGAGAUGGGAAAGAGAGAGGAACGGAGGGAGGGAAAUGGGAAUAGUGAUCUUUUGUUCUAUUGCAUAGUGUUUGUGCAGGGGUUUUUUGUGUGAGCAUCAUGUGAGUAGGUCCCUUAUUUUUAUAUUUAUUUAUUUUUAUUGGCAUUGUGAGAGAUUAGGGUGUCCAGAGCCUGGUUGGUUGCAGUGUGGUUUCACAGAAUCGUAGUGUUGGAAGGGACCAUGAGUGUCAUCUUAGUCCAACCCCCUGGCAAACCAGGAAUCUUUUGCCUGAUGUGGGAUUCGAAUCCAUGACUCUGAGGUUGAGAAUCUCAGGUUCUACCGACUAAGCCAGGGGUAUCCAAACUUUUUCCAAAGAGGGCCAGAUUUGUUGAAAUGAACAUGAGUGAGGGCCAACCAAAGUUGUUGACCUUUUUUACGAUUGAAAUUGCCACAGGGGCCAGAUUAGAACGACUGGCAGACCGGAUUAUGUCCCCGAAACGGACUUCGGACAUGCCUGGACUAAGCUAUCUGAGGAGCUGUCUUGUUUGUGUUUGGAGGUGGGUUGCCGAGUCAGAUGAGCUAUACUGGCUGAGUCGAAGACUCAGUAACGGCACAGAGAAAAGGAAGCUUUUAUUCACACAGCACAUCCUUAAACUUUGGAACUCUCUGCCACAGGAGGCAGUGACGCCCACCAACCUGGAUGCCUUUAAAAGAGGAUUAGACAAAUUCAUGGAGGAAAAGGAUAUUAAUGGCUGCAGGCGAUGACAGGCAAUCUUUUCCUCUGUUGCAACUUUUAAUUGUUCUCUGAGACGCGGAGGAAAAAAGGAAAAGAGGAAUCGAAAGCAGGACGGCUUCUGUAAUUCCGGGACUGCCCCUGGAAAAUAGGGACACUUGGAGAGUAUGGUGUAAACAAGACUGAUCUAAAUGGACCAAUGGUUCUGACUCGGUAGAAGGCACUCUGUUCCUGUACUCCAGUGACGGAGGUAAUUGAGUGCGUUUUAGGUAAGAGGUGCAGGGACCCCUCCUCUUCCUCUUUUGACAGGCCCUGCCUGCUUGAUCAGCGAUCUGUUUUCCUAGGCGUGUCGCUUGUCUUUCUGUGACGGCAUCCUUUCAUCUGAACCAACUGACAGGCUCCAUGGGAAAUCAUUCGCCCUUCCUGUUUGUUGAGUGUCCCUUGCUGGGUCAGCAGCAUGGCCGCCCUCCUCGAGAUCCCGUUGGCCCACCUCAUUUCCUUUGCUUGCUGUGGUCAUCUCAGCCCAUUUCAUGGCGAAAGCCGCACACAUUUUAAUAAAGCAUUCCGGGGACGAAGGGAAGAGGCAGCUCAAUUCAACUUACGCAGGAAGUAACAGCUGGCAGAUGCGGAUAUCGCUGAGAGGUCAUCUUCAAAUAUCUGAAGGGCUGUCACAUGGAAGAUGGAGCAAGCUUCUUUUCUGCUGCUCUGGAGGCUAGGGCCUGAAGCAAUGGGUUCAAAUGACAAGAAAGUUGAUCCUGGCUAAACAUUAGGAAGAACUUUCUGAUUGUGAGAGCUGUUUGACAGUGGAAAUUGAAAUACUUUAUUGUCACUUGUACAACUUGUAUACAGUGAGAUUACACAAGCACCCCCCACUCAGCUCUCUUAGUCUUAAUUCCCCUCGUUUACUGACGUACACCCACCAAACCUGAAAGUCAGUUGCCCUGUUGUUAUCUUUUCAUUCAGCAGCCUAACAGCCCACAGACAGAAGCUGUUCUUUACCCUGUUGGUGCGACUAAUCAUACUUCUAUAUCUUCUGCCCGAGGGCAGGAGAUCAAGAAAGUGCCAGCCAAGGUGUGAAUCAUCCCUGAGAAUUUUCCUCACUCUCCUGAGGCAACGUUCUUCUGCUAUUUAAUCCAGCGGAUUCACAGGACAGCCCAUAAUAUAUUGUCCUGUAUUCACCACCCUCUGUAGGCACUUCCUAUCAGUUGAUGUCAAACCAGCGUACCACACUAUGAUGCAGUAUGAAAGGACACUUUCUGUUGUGGACCGGUAGAAGAAGAUCAUCAAAUGUUGAUUGACAUUGUUCUUUUGCAAUACUCUGAGGAGAUGGAAUGGACAACCUUGGAAGCUGAUGGGCUCUCCUUUGUUGGAGGUUUCUAAAUGGAGGCCAGAAGGCCAUCUGUCAGGGAUUUCUUUAGCUGCGAUUGCAUAGGCUAAGCCAGAUGACUCUUGGGGUUACCUUCCAAGUCUUGAAUUCUUUGAUUCUGUUGUUUCAGUGAUUUCCCAUAAAGUACAAGUGUGGAAACUCUUUCAGCCUGAGGGGCUGUGUUCCUUUCUGGUCAACCUCCCAAGGGCCACAUGUCAGUGGUGUGUAGGGCCAGAGACAAAUGUUAGCAGAGCUGCUUAUGUGAGGCUUAUUCCACCUUUUUACCUUCUUGCCAGUCAAGCAAGAGACUUUGGAGUUUAAGGACACUUUCCAGCUAGGCCAAAGCACUGAGGCAGUGCUAGUGAGAGGUGUGGUCUGGGGAGAAAAGUGUGACAAGAGAGGGGGAUGGUAUGGGUAAGGUCCUGAGGGCCUGAAUGAGAGACUUGGGGGCCACAUUUGGACCCCCCCUGCAAUAAAGCAUGCCACAUUUCUCCCCACUCCUUAUUAUUACAAUUUGGCACCCCCUCUCCAAAAGCAGGUUAGAAAUCACCACGCUCCCAACAAACAGCUUUAACGCCACGACACGUAACUCUUACCUGGUCCUGGCAAGUCUUCUCCCUGGUUAUCUUGUCCCUGCAUUGAUUCCUUGGCAGCUAGCCUCUGUGAUCAUGAGGUCUGGAAACUUGAGUGUGAAAUGAGAACAGGGCUGAUAGUGAGAGGGAGUCAUGCAAGGAAAGGGUGACCUUUCGUAUAUUCCUUGCAUUUAGCUUGGGAGCUACUUGGAGGAGUCUAGUAGAAAAACAGGAUGCAGAUUUAUCAGCCAAACAAAUGUGUAAACAAAUAAUUAGAAGGGAGAGCUACCAGUUAAUUGUAGCUUAUCUAUCCAGGAACUAAACUUCCUUUUCAGUUUAGGGGGGAAAGAGAGGUAAGGGAGGGACAAAAUAGUGAUAUUUUAAAUAGUGCAUGGCUUGGAGUAAGCAGACAGAAAAAGCCCCCCACUUAAAAUACUAGGAAAGCAGCAUUCAAGGGAGCUGAAUAUUGGAAAAUUGAAGACAGACAAAAGGAAGAAUUUCUUCAUGCAGCAUAUAAUUAUGAUGAUAGAACUCACUCCCACGAGGGCUAGUGAUGGUCGCCAACUUGGGAGGCUUUAAAAGAGGAUUAGACAAAUUUAUGGCGGAAGAUAAGGCUAUGAGGAAGAUAAGGCUAUGUAAUGGCUGUACUCUGCCUCUCGGUCAGAGGCAGUAAUGCUUUUGAAUACCAGUUGCUGCAAAUCACAAGUGGGGAAACUGGCUGUAGUGCUUAGGUCCUGCUUAGGGGAACCCCAUUGGAACAUCUAGUGGCUCCUAAAAUUUCCCCCAUAAACUCAUCCCCAGUGCCCCUUACCCUACAAAAAGCAUUAUUCAGAAUAGCAGUUUGCACGACCCACUAAGGAAGAUAAUUGCAGAAUCAAAUUUAAAACAGUAACAAUUAGUUGAACAUUUUAACCCAAAUCCAAUUGAAACUGCAGCACAACCUCGGUUUUAGAACGUCUCAGCUGCCAAACGUUUCGGAAGCUGAACGCUGAAAACCUGAAAGUGAAUGCUUCCGUUUUCGAACGCACCUUGGAAGUCGAAUGGCUUCCACAGCGCGUUUUUCCAUUUUCACCAUUCAUUUUGACUACAGCCCCUUGAUUUUCAGUUUUUGAACGUUUCGGAAGUCAGACGGACCUCCGGAACAGAUUACGUUCGAAAACCGAGGUUCCACUGUAUUUAAUCACAGAAUCAUAGAAUCAUAGAAUCAUAGAGUUGGAAGAGACCACAAGGGCCAUCGAGUCCAACCCCCUGCCAAGCAGGAAACACCAUCAGAGCACUCCUGACAUAUUUAGUUUAAUUGAUGAACUUGAUCCAGUGAUACCAGUUUAAAAAACUGGUCUGAUGGUCAUUUACGCCCUGUCACCCCUUACCUCUUAGUGCCCCCCCCAGUAAUCCCCACCCCCACCCCUAGGAGCCUAGAGAUUUCUCACUGCCUCCUUUUUCUAUCUUGCCAGCUGCAUCACUUCAUGCCUGUGAUCUGCACAAACACCUGCCCUCCUUUCUCUUCCAUUCCCCUCCUUUCAAAGCAAAUAUUUACAUUGCCAAAUGCAUUCCGGUUCAGAUUAAGGGGAAAGGGGGGGGGGAAGGGGAGAUCGUGGUCCUCAGGGUGGUCUCAGAAUGAGCCAUCGAGAGAUCAGCGUGUUCCCUUAUUGGUUGGGACAGCUGAUGAUGCUCUGACCUGGUGUGACUUGAAAUCAGGAUGGGGUGAGUGGGUGGGGACAAGGCUGAUGACAUCCAUUUGGCCACCCAGAUGUGACAGCCUUGUGGAGACGACCUUGUCUCAGCGUGCCACCAAAUAAGUACUGUACUGGGAGGCUGAAGAAAGCUUCUCCUAUCUACCAGCAGAUAAUCAAACUAGCGGUUCAACUACUGUGGGAUCCAUUCUCACCCACAAGAGGCAGUAAAGAACAACAAACGUGAAUGGCUUUAACAGAAGAUUAGACAAAUUUGUGAAGGAUAAUUACUAUUGUUAUGUUCAUCCCCACCCUGCCUUUUUCCCUGACAGGGACUCAAGGCGGUUUACAGAUAAAAUAAGAACAGCUAAAAAUGGGCGGGGGGGUGUCAUUAAAAAUCAGUUAAACAUUAGUAGAAUUAAAACUAGCCAGCACACACACACACAGUGGUACCUUGGUUUACAAACUUAAUCCGUUCUGGAAGUCCGUUCUUAAACCAAAGCCAUUCUUAAACUGAGGCGUGCUUUCCCUAAUGAGGCCUCCUGCCACCGGUGCCCUUCCACCAUUCGGCUUCCAUUACAGGUGGCCCCCCAUUUAUGCAGCGGUUAUGUGAAAUUACAUAUAAUUGAAACCCAUUGAAAAACCCUUCAAAACCCCUGUUACGCCCUUUUGGUGGCAUUUCAGUGACAUCUUUAUGCAGAUAUUGAAGGUGCGUAAACAGGGGGUCGGUUGCCUGUACAAUAAAAAAAACUAUAGAAUAAGGCUGUCCACAGCUACUAACCCUUAUUGAUGUGUUCCAUACUAUCCACUGUUGGAGGCAGUAUGCUUAGGUCCUGCUUUUUCCUUUAUGCUAUGCCUUUAGCUCUUAAUUAUUCCAUAAGUUGCUUAGAGGCGGCCGCCACACUUUUGUAUUAAGCGACCAACAAGUGUUUAUUUUUAUUUAAAAAAAAUAGUAGCUAUGGACAGAAUGAAAAGAUCUCUGGUGACUUGACUCCCAAGACCCAUCUGAUCUGAUGCUUCAUUUCCAACUAUGGCUCUUCUCGAGGCAUGCAAAGCAGGUGCUCUUCCUCUGAGCUACGGCCCUUCCCCUUAAAAAAGGUUAAGUUUCUAGUCCUCAGCAUUGUAAAUAAAGGGUUGCAUUAAAUAGGAACAUAAGAAGCAGCCUUGUACCAAAUCAGACUAUGGGCCCAUCAGUGCUGUCUACACUGACUGGCAGUAGCUCUCCAGGGACAUUGCCAGUGAUACCUGGAGGUACCUGCGAUUCAAGUGGAGACCUUCUGCCUGCAAAGCAGAUGCUCUACCACAGAGUUACAACCUGUCUCCAUUGGCCAAUGUCGUUCAGUGCUAUCUGCACUGAUUGGCAGCAGCUCUGCCCCUAAGCAACAGCCCUUCUACUGUGGCGGGUGGCGCUGUGGUCUAAACCACUACACCCAUCGGGCUUGCCAAUCAAAAGUUUGGCAGUUCGAAUCCCUGCGACGGGGUGAGCUCCCGUUGUUCUGCCCCACCUCCUGCCUGCCUAGCAGUUUGAAAGCACGCCAGUGCAAGUAGAUAAAGAGGUACCACUGCUGCGGGAAGGUAAACGGCAUUUCUUGCGCUAUGGUUUCCAUCAUGGUGUCCCAUUGCACCAGAAGCGGUUUAGUCAUGCUGGCCACAUGACCUGGAAAGCUGUCUGUGGACAAACGCCGGCUCCCUCGGCCUGAAAGCGAGAUGAUCACCCCAUAGUUGCCUUUGACUGGACUUAACCGUCCAGGAGUCCUUUACCUUUUACCUUCCACUGUGUGAUCAGGGUUUGGGGGAAUUUCCAAAUUCCCUGGCCGGGCUAACUCCACGGAAACCACCCUAGGAAUUCUUUUCCUCCUGGGGAUCUCAAACGGCAAAAAGGCUUUGUUACCUAGCAGAGUUGGGGAUACAAGCUUGGCUCAAGAGAGAUGAACCAGACGGCAGUCUUGGGCAAUCUUGUCCCUUUCCCACCCCAUCCCAGCAUGGGAAGCCAGCCCUCCAGACCCGUGUAGGAGACAGACCUCCAUCUGGAGGAAGCCAACUGCAGUUCCAAGUGAUUCAGACAGCGGAUUUCCUCAGUGACUCCCCAUGCCAACAGGAACCUCAUUCAGAGAGCCAUACAGCUGCUGCCCUAACCCCACCUUCCCCAGAAUAAGCCCCACUGAAUCCAACAGGGCUUACUUCUGAGCAACUGUGGUUAGGAUUGCGCUGUAAACUGUCUCUGAUAGUGGCAUGCGACAGCCCUAUGGCUACAUCCACACUGUAUUUAUUUAUUUACUUAUGUUUCAUUUUUGUUUAUGAUUUUCAAUUUUAUACUUUUCAAUAAUUUAACCAUCGUUUUAACAUUUCAAAGUGCGACUUGUUCCCCCCCUUUCUGCACUUCCUUAAAUUAAUUUUUGUAUAUAUUUUCUGCAUAUUCCAAAUUAACUUAACUUAUUUAUUCAUCUGUUUUAAUAUAUAUCCUCUUAUAAAACUGCAGGUUAUUAAAAUAAUCCUGCCAAUGUUCUUAUCUGUUUACAGUUUGUUUGUUUUUUUGGUAAAUAUUUAAUAAACCAUUUCCAUGCUUUUAUAAAAAGUUUGCUAUCUUGAUUUCUUAUUUUUCCAGUAAGUUUUGCCAUUUCAGCAUAUUCUGCAAGUUUUUUGUAUCUGUUCGCUUGGACUUCUUCUUCUUUCCAUUUUUGGGCAAGUAACAUUCUUGCCGCCGUAGUUACAUACAUGAAUUAAUUUCUAUUCAGUUUGGGUAGUUCUGUUCCUAUAAUUCUGCCCACACGAUAUUUAAAGCACCAGGAUACCUCCUUAAACAGCUGUGGCUUCCCUCAAAGGAUUCUGGGAACUGUAGCAUGUUAAGGGUGCUGAGAGUUGAUCGGAGACUCCUGCUCCUCUAACAGAACCAUAGAUGUCAACUUUUCCCUUUUCUUGCGAGGAAUCCUAUACGGAAUAAGGGAAUUUCCCAUAAAAAAAGAGAAAUGUUGACAGCUAUGCACAGAACUACAAUUCCCAGAAUGGUUAAGCAGAGAUCUGGGAACUAUAGCUCUGGGGGAGGAACUUGUGGCCUCCAGACUAUUCCCACCGCCCUUAACAACAGCUCCCGGGUUUCUUUGGCAAAAGCCACAAUUGUUUAAAUGCAUGGUGGGAAUGUGGGAGGAACAGUGCCUAGCUUAGGGUCAAACGACUCAACGACAUGGUGUGUGUAUUUUUUAAGUGUGCUUAAGUUUGGGUGAGCUCCGAUCUGCCCUCGGGCUGAAAUAGGUUCCCUGCCACAAGCCUAAAGAAGAGAAGAGUUUGGAUUUGAUAUCCCGCUUUAUCACUACCCAAAGGAGUCUCAAAGUGGCUAACAUUCUCCUUUCCCUUCCUCCCCCACAACAAACACUCUGUGAGGUGAGUGAGGCUGAGAGACUUCAGAGAAGUGUGACUGGCCCAAGGUCACCCAGCAGCUGCAUGUAGAGGAGCGGAGAUGCGAACCCGGUUCACCAGAUUACGAGUCUACUGCUCUUAACCACUACACCACACUGGCUCUCAAUUCUAAACAAUUCUCCCCCAUCUUUUUCUUCCUUUUCAGAGACUGCUGGCUACCAGGAUCCUCAGGACGCUGCUCAUGGGGCUGCCCCUUUGCGCAGACUGCCAGCCCGGCCUGCAGCUUAUUCUGGUGAGGGUUGAGGACCUAAGACGAGCCCUGCAGAGUCAGGCCAAUGGCUCAGCAUCCUGUGCUCGUGGUGGCCGCCUCAAUGGGAAACCAUCAAGCAGCACCCAAGCCCUAGAGCAACCCUCUCCCCUCCUGUGGCUUUUAGCAACCGGUAUUCAGAAGCAUCGGGACGCGGGUGGCGCUGUGGGUUAAACCACAGAGCCUAGGGCUUGCCGAUCAGAAGGUCGGCGGUUCGAAUCCCUGCGACGGGGUGAGCUCCCGUUGCUCGGUCCCAGCUCCUGCCAACCUAGCAGUUCGAAAGCACGUCAAAGUGCAAGUAGAUCAAUAGGUACCGUUCCGGCGGGAAGGUAAACAGCGUUUCCAUGCGCUGGUGUGGUUCGCCAGAAGCGGCUUAGUCAUGCUGGCCACAUGACCCGGAAGCUGUACGCCGGCUUCCUUGGCCAAUAAAGCGAGCGCCGCAACCCCAGAGUCGGCCACGACUGGACCUAAUGGUUAGGGGUCCCUUUACCUUUAUUCAGAAGCAUCACUACCUCCUACCAUGGAGGCACAGCAUAGCCGUUGUGCCUAGUAGCCGCUGAGAGCUUUUUCCCCCAGGAGACCGUCCCUGAGGGUUUCUAAGCAGAGCGCCCUUGCCCUUGGGCUGGUGUAUGUUGUCCUACCCAAACUGCACCGUUGCUUUCCUCCCCUUUGCUCUUGGCAUUUUGGGCAGACAGCAGAAAUGGCAGAUCCUAGCACACAUUUGACUUGAGCUGAAGGCGGGGUGUACAUCGUUCUCCCCUUAUUCAAUCCCCACAACAACCCUGCGAGGAGGUUAGGCUGAGAGGCAGCGACUGGCCUAAGAGCCCACAGUGAGCUUCAUGGCCGAGUGGGUGAUUUGAACCCCGGUCUCCCAGCUCCUACCAGGGUGGCGCUGUGGGUUAAACCACAGAGCCUAGGGCUUGCCGAUCAGAAGGUCGGCGGUUUGAAUCCCUGCGACGGGGUGAGCUCCCAUUGCUCGGUCCCUGCUCCUGCCAACCUAGCAAUUCAAAAGCACGUCAAAGUGCAAGUAGAUAAAUAGGUACCACUCCAGCGGGAAGGUAAACGGCAUUUCUGUGCGCUGCUCUGGUUCGCCAGAAGCGGCUUAGUCAUGCUGGCCACAUGACCUGGAAGCUGUACGCCAGCUCCCUCAGCCAAUAAAGCGAUAUAAGCGCCGCAACCCCAGAGUCGUGCACGACUGGACCUAACAGUCAGGGGUCCCUUUACCCUUUACCUUUACCUCCUAGCUGCUAGUCCGACAGUCUAACCAUUACGCCGGCACUGGGUCUGUGUUGGGUAUAGAGCAUUUGAGAUCUCUUUCAUGGCUUUCAACUCUUAUUUGCUUGUUUGUUCCAAAGUCAUGCUUCAAAGCAGCCUCUGUGUGUGUCUCUCUGUGUGUGCGCAGUUCUGAUUCCCAUUAGUUGGAUAUCAGCGAUGAGUGAAAAAUCCUUCUCUUUCCACUCCCCUCCAAUAAGGACAGCAGGGAUAUUUGUCAUGGCUGUGGCACCUCACCAGGGAGCUAAUAGAAUUGGUUCUACAAUGCAAGGCACUAAUCUGCUCUGUGUGGGAAUUGGCUGAGCUGUCUUGGCAGAGUGCUGGCAGCCCUUUGCAGGCUGAGAAAUUCCUAGUUGUCCCUCUGGCACUGCUUUCGCAGUAGUGUGAAUUUGCCUUCCCCAACCUGGUACCCACUCAGACAUCAUCAUCAAUAAUUGUUAAUAAUCGUCUUCCACACAAUGGCCUCAAGGCAACGUGUGAAAGAAACAGCAGGAUUCAGCAGAAAGCACAAAAGAACAGCCUCUAUAUUUAAGGCAAAACUUAAACAAUACAAAAUAGACACUCGGCACAAAGACCCAUUUAUCCAGCUGGGAAAGCAUUAAUACAGUCGUACCCCGGAAGUCGAAUGCCUUGCGACUCAAAUGUUUUGGCUCCUGAACGCCACAAACCCGGAAGUGAAUGUUCUGGUUUGUGAACGUUCUUUGGAACCUGAACUUCCGACACGACAUCCGUGGUUUCUGAUUGGCUGCAGGAGCUUCCUGCAGUCAAUCGGAAGCCACGCCUUGGUUUCCGAACAUUUUGGAAGUCAGACUUCCGGAACGGAUUCCGUUUGACUUCCAAGGUACGACUGUAAUAAUAAUAAUAACAACAACAAUAAUGGUAAUAAUAAUAGUAGUAAUAAUAAAUUGUAUACUGUGCUAUACCCAUAGACCUCAGGGCUGUUCACAACAUAAAAUCACAACAUAAAAAACCACAAAUAAUACAUAAUAAAAACAGAAACAAAACGUCUUCAGUUGUUUCUGGAAAGCACAGGCAGUUGGUGCCGGUCAUAUCUCAACAGGGAGGCUACAGAAGCAGCCACACUUACAAGCCCUGGUCAGAGAUACUGUGCGUCAGGCUUCUGAGAUCUUUGGAACCAGCAGGAGAAAUUUUCUGCAGGGACCUAUUGGGUAUAGGGGAUAUAGCACAAAGUGCUACAACACCCACCGGUGCCUCCCAGCCCUAUCUGGAGAUGCUGGAGUUGAACUUGGGACCUUCUGCUUACAAACCCAGUUCCUGUACCUUCUGGAACAUAGGCAGCAGACCCAUUGGUCCAUCAAGCUCAGUGUUGCCCUACACUGACCGGCAGCGGCUUUCCAGGGUUUCAGGAAGGGGUCUCUCCCAUGUCUAGCUGGAGAUGUCUUUGGGGAAUGAGUCCAAGACUUUCUGGAUGCAAAAUACCUGUGCUAUGGCCCUUCCCCUUAAAAACAAGUUAAGAUUCCUUCUGCUGAAUAAAGGGUUGGAUUAAACAGGAGCAUAGGAAGCUGCCUUUUACCCAGUCAGACCAUUGGUCUAUCUAGCUUAGCAUAGGGUUAGCAGACGUCCCCGUUUCCUGGGGACAGUCCCCGGAUUUUUGAAUAAGUCCCCGGACAAAUUCCAUCCCCGGAAUGUCCCUGGAUUUCAUCUAAUGUCCCCUGGAAAUGCAGCAGCAGCAGUCUCAGCAGCCCGGAGCAGUUGACUCUGGCUGGCUUCAGGAGCUGCUCAGAAGUCCCCAUAUGAUAAUGGUGCAGCUUCCGGGCUGCCUCCACCUUCCCUGACCUUCAACUAAGCUGUGAAGGGAGGCUUCAUGCUGCCUAUUGGAGUAGCCUCCUAACUCCUACUUGCGUGCAAGCAGGAGUGGGGUGGGGAUCUCUCAGUUAGGCAAUGGGAAGCAUACCUUCCCAGCUGAGGGAUCACCGCCCCCUCCUGCUUGCAAGCAAGUAGGAAUGGGAUUGGGGCUGCUCCAAUGGGAAGGGAGGCAUCAGGCUGCCUGAGCCUCGCCGCUGCCGCUCUCGGCCCUCCUUCUCCACCUUCCAUGCCUGACCCACCGCGCUCCGCUUCCCCACCACCGAAGAACCAACAACCCAGGGACUGCCCAGGCUCAUGGAGAAAGGAGAUAGAAGCCUCGGAGGAAGGGGAAACGUGGUGGUUGAGGUCAAGGCAGCGGCUUGCCACCUCUGCCACCCUCUGCCACCACCAUUGCUGCAGCAUCAAGGUCCCGAACAUGUAUUUAUUUAUUUAAUAAUGAAAGUGUCCCUGGAUUCAUUGAAAAAAAUCUGGUAAUCUUGGGCCUUAUCAUUGCCUGCACUGACUGGCAGUGGCUUUCCAGGGUUUCAGAGAGAGGAUGUUUGCCGGUCUUACCUGGAGAUGCAGGGGUGUGUGAGAGUGGGGUGGCCACACCCACUGAUGGCAUGUGGUCCUUAGAGAAUUAACCAAGGGCGAAUGUGGCCUCCAGGCCAAUAAAUAAAUAAAUGUUAGCUGCCCAUUUUAACUUCUCCCUGUCUCACCUGAUUCCCCAGGUUGUUUAAACUGCAGCAAACUCUCAGAGCUGCUGGAGAGGGUCAACUUCUUAGAAGCAAAGGUCAGUCUCUUUCAAUAUAAUUUUAUAUACUCUUGAAGGGGCAGUGGGGUUGGGGGGGUGUCUCAGCUGGGCUGCUUUAUCUAAUACCUCUCCUCCACCUCUCCAGCCUUGUCAUUAUUUCAGUGUGGCAGGUUUGGAACUCCCUUCCUAUUGAUAUCAGACAGGCGCCUUCAUUGUAUUUUUUUCUCCUGGUGCCUGCUUAUUUUGUUUUUGUCUAGGCAAGCCUCUCCAGACAUGUGAAUGUUAAUGUUGUUUGCCGUUAAUUAUUUUUUCCAGAUGCUUUUCCUUGUUUUUAACUGUUUUUUAAUUGAUAAUUUUAAUAUUUCUUGUAAACCGCUGAGAGGUCUUAGUUCAAUCAAGUGGCAUGUAAACGUAAAAAAAAAAAAAAAGUUAUGCAAUUUCAUCAAAGACCAACAGCAUCAGAAGGGAGACAGCUCUGGAUGUGGGGGACACAGAGUGGAAUGAAAAGGAUGCCUUCUUGCCUCCCUGAUCACAUAUGGUAGCCAAUAUAGCUAGCAUACUGAUCUGAACACACACCCCUCACAUACUCAACCACCCAGCGGUCCCCCUCUCCUUGCCCCAACCACAAUCACGCCACUUCUGGACCUGUGCCUCCCUGCCUGUGCAUGUGUCAGGGGUGAAGACCUUUUCCCUGCUUUGCUGGAGAUGUUCCCCCUUGUCUUCAGGUAGCGACUCUCUCUGCGGCUGAAUCUGUGGACUCUCUGGUGCCCGGCAGACGACUUCCUCCUAAGGGAGGCGACUCUCCUGAUUCUGUGGCCCUGUGGGGCUCUCUGGCUGCUCAGGGGAGCCCUGGGGAUGAAAGUGCAAAAGGUAAGCAGGGAGGGAGGCAGUGGAUCUUCGUUGGUCAUCUGGGGUGUGGCAGGGUGGGCACAGGAGACGAGGCCUUUUCAGUGGUGGCCCCGCCUGUGAAUUCCUUGCCUGGUUAGCUCCCGCACUUCCUUCAUGCCUUGAGACUCUGGCAAGGAGUGGGAGCUUCCUCAUUAGGGCUGAUGGGGCAAUGCCCCAUGAACCUCAGUCUGGCCUCGGCUAGCUCUCACCUGCCUGCCUUCUUACAUACAAGCAGUCCAGGGGGUGGCCCUGCCUAGCGGCUUCCUCCCUGCCAGGGAAUGAGCCAGCACUAAAUCACACGGAGUAAACUCUUCAUUAGACGAAACAAGACCUGCUCCAGGGAGUGAAGCCUAAUCAGCACAGCAACUCUUCUGGGUAGGCAGUUGUGGAGGCUGAAGGUCCCUGCCUUCCCACAGUUGCCUAAAUCUCCUCCAUCCCCAGGUCCUUCCCAAGCAAUCUGAGACUAUGCCAACGUGCUUGUCUCUGCUCCUCCCUCAACAUACCUCUUCUGGUUCUGGGAGACCAGGGGGAAUGGGGAUUGUCAAAGCAGGAGGGGGAGACAAUAGCCUGAUUUGUCUCUGCCUCUUAGCUCCCCUGCCCUCCUGCUUCAACAUCUGCCUCUGAUUCUGGACUUCUCUCUGCCGUAGACUCUCCCAGCUCACUAAACCCUGUAACCUUUUUAGCUUCUGGCAGAUCCUCUUCCCAUUCUGCUCCCAUCCUCUGUGUCCAGCCAAUCUGUGAUGUACCUCCAGCUCAAUCUCAGUGGUUGCCCUGUAAAGGUAAAGGGACCCCUGACCAUUAGGUCCAGUCGUGGCUGACUCUGGGGUUGCGGCACUCAUCUCUUUAUUGGCCGAGGGAGCUGGCGUACAGCUUCUGGGUCAUGUGACCAGCAUGACUAAGCCGCUUCUGGCGAACCACGGCAGCGCACGGAAACGCCAUUUACCUUCCCGCCGGAGCGGUACCUAUUUAUCUACUUGCACUUUGACGUGCUUUCAAACUGCUAGGUUGGCAGGAGCUGGGACCGAGCAAUGGGAGCUCACCUCGUCAUGGGGAUUCGAACCGCUGACCUUCUGAUCAGCAAGUCCUAGGCUCUGUGGUUUAACCCACAGCGCCACCCACGUCCCUCUGGUCUAGUCCAAUAUAGAUAUAAUCUCCGUCGCCCCCUGCUGUUAGCCUCCCUUCUUUCCACUCUACCAGUCCCAUCAGGUACCAUUUUGGCGCCAGGUUAAGACGCUGCUGUCUGGACGUGCUAACAGAUGACAGUGUAGGUGUGCAUUUUGUGUGGGUGGCCAUCGAGAAGCCUCAGCUUCUUUGUUUGCCUUGUCUGUCCUUUUCUGGGACCUGAGUUUUGGGCUUGUUUUGAUGGUGGUUAGUCACACUGUUAGCAAAUGUUUUAAUAAAUAAAAGCAAGAUGGAGCAAGAAGCCAGUUUGCUCGGAGAGGAUGUGUAUGUGUGCACGGAGCCUAAACUCGAGGAAAGUCUGAGGAAGUAUCCUUUUACCCUUUGCUUCUUCUUCCCUGAAUGAUCUGAAGUGGAUCAGUUGAGGCCAGGUCCUUGCCUACAGGCCCUCACUAGUUCAAGGCAACUGUCCUUGACAUUUAACAAUGCCCGAAAAUGACCAUUUUCUUUCAAGAGGGGUGAGCAACCCAAUUGCCUGCUUGGCCUCAUUUCAUGUGUGUAGGAAGCAGGCAGGAAAGGGAUACAGGAGAAGAGAAGAGACGAGAGAGAAAAGGUAUUAAGUUGUGAGUGAUCAUAUCAGACGACACAGCGAUUCUUCAAACAGCUCUUGUUUAUUCACAGGCCAGAGCAGAACUGACCUGAAGGGUUCAGCUAGCCUGCUUAUAUAGAGCUCCACUACAACGCAACAGUAACCAUUUUCUGUAACUAUCCAAUCACUGAACAUCACUUUCAAUCCCUUAUUUGCAUAUGUGGACCUGAGUGAAAACUGUCUACAGUAUCCCCCUGCUGGCCCAGGGUGAAAACUUCAGUACAUAACAAAAGGGAGUGGGAAGAGAGAGAAGGAGACAAAGGGGUGUGGCAGAAAAGAGGAGAGAAAAAGGGGAGGCUGCCCAUUUUGACUCCAGCACUGCCAGGGGGAUGAAGCACUUCAAUAACGCACACCAAAAUUUCUGGGAUGCACUUCCAUCACUCCUGCAAAUUACUUGACAGUCUGGAGGUGACCAAAGUCUGGAGUCUACUUUGCCUCUGCAAAGACACCAUGCAUUGGCUUUUAGCAAAGGGGUCACAUGUUGCCUUUUCAAGCACGUGUUAUUUAUUUUAUUUUAUUUUAUUUUUAUUAAUAUUUAUUAAAGUUUCAGAAAGAAUAAAAUCACACUAAUAAACAAGAAAAUUUUAACAAAAACAAAAAAAAAUACACCAUGCAAAAUACAAAGUACAAAAUAGAAAAAAGUGAAAAAAGAAGAAAGAAAAAAAGAAAAAACAGUUAAAAAUAGUUCCGUCCUUUCAUAACCUCUUUUAAAUUUACUUGUUUCCUGGACUUCCUCAUACCUCCCUCUUUUGUAUUCCAAUUCAGUUUGUAAGCCCAGCAAUUUCUUUCCCUCCUUUUUAAUUCCAGUCCUAGAUCUUAAUAUAUUAUAACAUUAAAUUUUUAUCUAUUUGAACCAAUUUUUCCAUUUCUCUUAGUCUUUUUGGUCCUAAUCCUUAAUCUUAAUAUAUUUAUAGCUUUAAAACCUGUUCAGCUAGAAGCGACUUAACUUCAAUCCAACAUCACUCUAACAUUCAUUGAUUUUGCAAUGUUUCUGUAAAUAAUCUUUAAAUUUCUUCCAAUCUUCUUCCACCGACUCUUCUCCCUGGUCACGGAUUCUGCCAGUCAUUUCCGCCAAUUCCAUAUAGUCCAUCAUUUUCAUCUGCCAUUCCUCCAGUGUGGGUAGCUCUUGUGUCUUCCAAUACUUUGCGAUAAGUAUUCUUGCUGCUAUUGUAGCGUACAUAAAGAAAGUUCUGUCCUUCUUUAACACCGAUUGGUCGACUAUGCCCAGGAGAAAGGCCUCUGGUUUCUUCAAGAAGGUAUAUUUAAAUACCUUUUUUAAUUCAUUAUAAAUCAUCUCCCAGAAAAUCUUAAUCCUUGGGCACGUCCACCAAAGGUGAAAGAAUGUACCUUCAGUUUCUUUACAUUUCCAACAUUUAUUAUCGGGCAAAUGGUAGAUUUUUGCAAGCUUGACUGGGGUUAUGUACCACCUGUAUAUCAUUUUCAUAAUAUUCUCUCUUAGGGCAUUACAUGCCGUAAACUUCAUACCUGUGGUCCAUAACUGUUCCCAGUCAGCAAACAUAAUAUUAUGUCCAACAUCUUGUGCCCAUUUAAUCAUAGCAGAUUUCACCGUUUCAUCCUGAGUAUUCCAUUUCAGCAGCAAGUUAUACAUUCUUGACAAAUUCUUAGUUUUGGGUUCUAACAGUUCUGUUUCUAAUUUUGAUUUUUCCACCUGGAAGCCAAUUUUCUUGUCCAAAUUGUAUGCCUCCAUUAUCUGAUAAUAAUGAAGCCAGUCUCGCACUUUAUUUUUUAGUUUUUCAAAACUCUGCAGUUUCAAUCUAUCUUCAUCUUGUUCUAAAAUUUCCCAAUAUUUCGGCCAUUUGACCUCCAUAUUGAGCUUUUUCAAGGCUUUCGCUUCCAUCGGUGACAGCCACCUUGGGGUUUUAUUUUCCAAUAAGUCCUUAUAUCUUAUCCAAACAUUAAACAAAGCUUUUCUGACAAUAUGAUUUUUAAAUGCUUUAUGUGCUUUGACCUUAUCAUACCACAGAUAUGCAUGCCAUCCAAAUACAUUGUUAAAACCUUCUAGAUCCAAAAUGUCAGUGUUUUCAAGAAGCAGCCAUUCUUUCCAACCAGCAAAAGGCUGCUGAUUCAUAAUAAAGUUUAAGGUCUGGCAGGGCAAAUCCACCUCUUUCCUUUGCAUUUGUUAGUAUUUUAAAUUUUAUUCUGGGCUUCUUGCCCUGCCAGACAAAUCUAGAAAUAUCUCUCUGCCACCUCUUGAAACAGUCCAUUUUGUCCACAAUUUGCAAUGUUUGAAACAAAAACAACAUUCUAGGCAAUACAUUCAUUUUUACCGCAGCAAUACGGCCCAGCAGUGAAAGCUUCAAAUUUGACCAAAUUUCUAAAUCUUUUUUCACUUCAGCCCAACAUUUUUCAUAGUUAUCUUUAAAUAAAUUCCCAUUUUUUGCUGUCAUGUUAUUUUAUUUAUUGCAUUCAUAUUCCACCUUUUCCUCCGGGGAGCUCAAAAUGGUGUGCACAGUUCUCCCCUCUGUCCUCUCAAUUAAUCCCCACAACAACCCUGUGAGGUAGGUUGGGUUGAGAGGCAGGGGCUGACCCCCAAGGUCACCCUAGUGUGAGCUUCAUAGCCGAGUGGGGUUUUCAACCCUGGUCUCCUGGAUUCUAGGCUGACACUCUUAACCACUAAACGAUGCAUUAGAUUUUUAUUUUUAUUUUAAUAAUAAUAAUAAUUUAUUAUUUGUACCCCGCCCAUCUGGCUGGGUUUCCCCAGCCACUCUGGGCGGCUUCCACAAAGACCAAAAAUACACUAAUAUGUCAUACAUUAAAAACUUCCCUGAACAGGGCUGCCUUAAGAUGUCUUCUGAAUGUCAGGUAGUUGUUUAUCUCUUUGACAUCUGAUGGGAGGGCGUUCCACAGGGCGGGCGCCACUACUGAGAAGGCCCUCUGCCUGGUUCCCUGUAACCUUGCUUCUUGCAGGGAGGGAACUGCCAGAAGGCCCUCGGCACUGGACCUCAGUGUCCGGGCAGAACGAUGGGGGUGGAGACGCUCCUUCAGGUAUACUGGGCCGAGGCUGUUUAGGGCUUUAAAGGUCAACACCAACACUUUGAAUUGUGCUCGGAAACGUACUGGGAGCCAAUGUAGGUCUCUCAAGACCAGUGUUAUUUGGUCUCGGCGGCCGCCUCCAGUCACCAGUCUAGCUGCCACAUUCUGGAUUAGUUGUAGUUAGUCACCUUCAAAGGUAGCCCCACGCAGAGCACAUUGCAGUAGUCCAAGCGGGAGAUAACUAGAGCAUGCACCACUCUGGUGAGACAGUCUGCGGGCUGGUAGGGUCUCAGCCUGCGUACCAGGUGGAGCUGGUAGACAGCUGCCCUGGAUACAGAAUUGACCUGCGCCUCCAUGGACAGCUUUGAGUCCAAAAUGACUCCCAGACUGCGCACCUGGUCCUUCAGGGGCACAGUUACCCCAUUCAGGACCAGGGAGUCCUCCACACCAGCCUGUCCCCUGUCCCCCCAAAACAGUACUUUUUAAAUUAGGACAGCGUGGGGGAAGCUGAGAUUCUUUGAAAGCAGAAUUCUGCGUGGAUUUUCUGUGGAAUCGUAACUGACCUGCAGCAAUUCGGUUUGGGCUGGCUGGCAAAACUGGCUGAAGUUUUCACAAACUGGGUAGCAGCAUCCUAAGACUGGCCCUGCCUUCUCCAGGAUUGAAGCAGGGACAAUGGAGUUUUGCUUCUGAUUAUCAGCUCCAGCCUCUUCUCUUCCCUCUCCUCCUACCUACCACCCACCAUCUCCUUCCUCCCAAGUCCGCUGCCAGCAUUGCAUCGGGGCUGGUGAGAAGCACACCAGGCGAGGGGGCCAAAAUUGAAAGCAGCUGGCUGACGGGGACUGUCCUGGGGCCUGGCGAAGCUUCCUGGCUUUGGCUGGAGCUCUCUGCAGCUGGAAAGGUUUAGUGGUCCUUCCCUCGCUCUAACAGAACAUGUGUUUCUGGUUUGGGCGAAGAGAGGGGAGGAGAAGACGGGAAUAAUUAAUGAUGGAAUAUUUCUCUCCCCUCUUUGCACAAGUUGCAAAAGGACAAUGGGCAGAAAGGAUGGCGAGAUGUUCUUUCCUGGCAGGGACGUGCAAGGGCUUCCCUCGUCGCUUUGUCAUUCAUUACACCCAACAGGAAAGGUGUGCUGAACCCUGAACAUGAUGCGCCGUGAGCAACUGCUGUUGUUCCUUGGUUGCGGUUGCGGUUGCGGUUCUGCAGAGAAUGUCCCACAUUGACUUAUGCAGGGUUUUCGGUGCCUCAGAGAUGGGUCAUUGGCCUGAUUCAGCAGAGCUCUUCUUAGGGGACACGGGUGGCGCUGUGGUCUAAACCACUGAGCCUCUUGGGCUUGCCGAUCGGAAGGUUGGCGGUUUGAAUCCCCAUGACGGGGUGAGCUCCCGUUGCUCUGUCCCAGCUCCUGGCAACCUAGCAGUUCGAAAGCACGCCAGUGCAAGUAGAUAAAUAGGUACCGCUGCGGCGGGAAGAUAAACAUGAUGGGGGACCUCAGAGUCGCUUCAAGACGGUUGUGUGGCAAAGGGGUCCUUGUUCUAGCGCAGUUGUAACUUGUGGCGUUGCAGCCCUAAGAGGUAAAAAAAGGGUAAAGGACCCCAGGACGGUGAAGUCCAGUCAAAGGCAACUAUGGGGUUGCAGUGCUCAUCUCGCUUUUAGGUUGAGGCAUUUGUCCACUGACAGCUUUCCGGGUCAUGACUAAACCACUUCUGACGCAACGGAACACCGUGAUGGAAGCCAGAGAGCAUGGAAACACUAUUUAUCUUCCUGCCACAGGGGUACCUAUUUAUCUACUUGCACUGGCGUGCUUUCGAACUGCUAGGUUGGCAGGAGCUGGGAGAGAGCAACGGGAGCUCACCCUGUCGUGGGGAUUCAAACUGCCAACCUUCCAAUUGGCAAGCCCAAGAGGCUCAGUGCUUUAGACCACAGUGCCACCCGUGUCCCCUAAGAAGAGCUCUGCUGAAUCAGGCCAAUGACCCAUCUAGUCCUGUUCUCACAGUGGCCAACCAGAUGCCUGUAAUGGGAAACCCUCGAGGAAGACCCAAGCACAAGAGCACUUUCCCUAGGGUUUAAAAUCCUUGUGUCUCCUUGCAGCUGGUAGCAGGGUCACUUAAAUACCACAGAUGGAGAAUGAGAGAAAAGCAAUCCUGAUAACCAUUUACUGAGCAGAGAGCAGUGUAUGAUCUGAGGAUAAAGGAACAGGGCGGUUUCUUCUUACUUACGUCAGGCCUUGUACAUAGCAUUCCAAAGAUCCUGAAAGAAGGAAGACCAGGGACACUGUGUUGGGUGUACAUGUGUUACACUCUUAACAUAGCCUUGCUUGUAGCAGCUCCAGGUAAUGUAACGUCUUGCCCCCUCUGUAUUCAGCAGGUUCUCCAGGCCCCAGAGAGAGGCUGAGGACCACCAUACCUGGACGGGAUGGUAUGUACUCAAGCGACUUACAAUAUUUUAAGGGAAAAAGAAAAUGUACAAAUACAUUAAAAGCAGCAUUAAAAAUAAAUUAUGAAAGACACUUCUGUUUUUUAAAAAGCAAACAAACUACAUCGAAACAUCCCACCCAUGCAGAAAGGCCAAAGAUGGCUAAAAAAAAGAAUGUUUUUGCCUGGGACCAAAAGAUACGUAACUAGUGUCAGGCGAGUCUCCCUGGGGAGAGUGCUGCACAAGUUGGGGAACCACUUCUGGAAAAGGCCCAUUUUCAUUUUGAGGAGGGGCCGCUUGAAGAAGGGUCUUGGAUGACCAUUGAUAAAAAGAGACUGUGAAUUUCUGUGUGAAAUGUUCAUUUUACAUUCAUCUUUUCUUUUCCUGCUGUAAUCUGACGUCUUCAAGCAUUUCCCUUUACUUUCUCUUUCUCAAGGACUGAAAUUCUCACUGCAACACACUAUUCGCCGUGAAUCUCAAUCUCAACACAUCCCUUUUUAGCUAUGGCCGCUCCAUAUAUCUGAAGCACACAACUUCCCAGCAAGAGAAUCCUGGGAACUGUAGUUUCUCCCCACCACAGAGCUACAAUUCCCAGCACCCUUAACAAACUACAGUUCCCGAGCUUCUUUGGAGGAAGCUGUGUGCUUUCAUUGUAUGUUGUGAUCUUGUGAAUGUGCAUCUUCCUCGACUGUUACCCCCUUCCCUUUCCAAACCUUUUGUUUCAGGGAGGCUGGCCUUGCAGGGACCCCCAGGCCCUGUGGGUCCCAAAGGAGACAUUGGCAUCCGCGGCCCGUCAGGCGUACCUGGAGUCAAAGGCCCUGCUGGACCGCAAGGUAAGCCCCCGCUGCUCUACAGGUGCAACUCUACCUUCUCCUUGCAUGGAGGCAGCCCCAGAUUCAAUCCUCUGCAUUUCCAGCUAAAAACAACUUACCGUAUUUUUCACUCUAUAAGACGCACUUCCCCCCUCCUAAAAAGGAAGGGGAGAGUGUGUGCGUCUUAUGGAGCGAAUGCAGACUCCAUGGCUUUAGCGAAAGCAACGCGAAGCCUCCGGAGCGCAGCGGGAGGAUUUGGGCGGCUAUCCCUGAAGCCAGGAGAGCAAAAGGGGUCGGUGCACACCGAUCCCUCUUGCUCUCCUGGCUUCGCUUCGCUGGAGAGGCGCUGCGCAGCUUUCCCUCUCUGCGGGAGGAGAAAUGGAAGGGGCUCCGCUUCUCCUGCCGCUCCGCUGAAGGGGCCUUUGCACAGAGAGGGAGAUAAUUUUUUUUCCCUUGUUCUCCCCCUCUAAAACUAGGUGCAUCUUAUGGUCGGGUGCAUCUUAUAGAGCGAAAAAUGCGGUGGCUAGCAGCCUUGGGGGAGACCCCCCUCCCAAGUCUCCGGGACCUUUUUCUGCUGCUUUAAAUGAAUCAUUUCGAUAUAUAGUAAACGACAUUUCCGUGCACUGCUCUGGUUUGCCAGAAGCGGCUUAGUCAUGCUGGCCACAUGACCUGGAAGCUGUACGCUGGCUCCCUUGGCCAGUAAAGUGAGAUGAGCACCGCAACCCGAGUUGUCCGCGACUGGACCUAAUGGUCAGGGUCCCUUUACCUUUAAUGAUUUGUUUAAUCAUAUUCUUGAAGAAAGAAGAAAACUUUCUGAUGUUGCAAGUUGCUUUACGCUUGCCUUGCCUUGCAAAGAAAUGGCAAGACUAGGCCAGGGGCUCCCAGUUAGCUAAUACUUUUGAAAAUGUUGAUAUCUUUACACUAGUUUUUGUUAUGUAAAUGGUGGCACACAAACCCUGGGGUCCACAGAACACCAAUUACCGUAUUUUUCGCUUUAUAGGACUCACUUUUUCCCCUCCAAAAAUUGAGGGGAAAUGUGUGUGCGUCCUAUGGAGCGAAUGCAGGCUCCUUGGCUUCAGUGAUAGCAACGCUAAGCCGCCGAAGCGCAGAGGGAGCACUCCCUCCGUGUUCCAAAGGCUUCGCUUUACUUUCGCUGAAGCCUAGAGAGCAAGACGGGUCGGUGCGCACUGACCCCUCUCGCUCUUCAGGCUUUAGGGAUAGCCGCGCGCAGCCCCUCUGGCAGGGAGAGGCUGCACGUGGCUAUGGCUUCUUUAGCCCCGCACAGCUUCUCCCGGGAGGGAGAGGUUGCGUGGGGCUAAAGAGGAAGCCAAAACAGCCGGCAGGAUCCAUCCCGCUGGCUGCCUUGGCUUGUAACAUAGCCGCGCGCAACCCCUCCGGCAGGGAGAGGUUGUGCGCAUCCUGUACGCUGCUCUUUGGGGCUGGGGGGGAAAUAAGAUUAUUUUUCUUGAUUUCCCCCCCUAAAAACUGGGUGCGCCCUAUGGUCCAGUGCGCCCUAUGGAGCGAAAAAUACGGUAUACAUUAUUACAUUUAUAUACUGAAUUCUCCCUCCAAGGAGCUCAAGGUGGCCUACAUGAUUCUCCCCCUCCUCAUCUAAUCCUCACAACCCCCUCCAAAGUAGGCUAGGCUAGGCGACAGUUACUGGCCCAAGGUCACAUCCCACGGUGAGCUUCACGUGCCUCAGUGGGGUUGUGAACUCUGCUCACUCCCACAUUGUACUCUCAUGCUCUACCCACUGCACCACACUGUCUCAUUCCAGUGACUUGGUGGUGUGUGCCAUGGGCUCCUUUGCAGGACAGAUGUUUGUACAUGUGCCUUCUUUCUCUCUCCCAAUCUAAAACCUCUUUUUUGGGGGGGCACGAGAGUGAAGCGUGUCUCCCAUGUUAAAUCGGGGAGGGUAUGGUUUGGAAGUUUGCCUCCAUGAUCAGAAAUCUGAGGAAAACACAGUCAUUGUAGGAUAUCUUGAAGUGUCUCGUAGUGGUUUUUUUUGUGGGGGGGGGAUUUGCUGGGGUGGAAGCACCCUCCCCCGGCAAGCAAGGCUGGGGAUCUGAGCUCACGUGGAGCUGUGGUCGUACUUGGCCGUCUCUCUGGGUCUGCUUAAUGUUUAUUGGGUUUGGAAAGCUUCCCAGAGAAAGUUGCCUCUGGCCGUUUGGAGUUAAAACAUUAACCAGCCAGCCCAACCCCACACAGACCCCAUUCACCACCUUCUUUCCCCCACCCCACUCCUAGGCCUAGCUUUCCUCUCUUGUAAAUCCCACUUCUUUGUUCUGGACCUCCCUGAGCUAAUUUCUUUUUAGGGGGGGAGCAGGGAGUGAGUGGGAAGGGGUUGCCUUUGCCAAAUCCGAUCUCCCCCUUCGCUUCCUCCGCUCCCGUCUCUGCACGCUCCUGGUCUUCAGCUGCAAGCCGCUUGGAGCCAAAAACCUGCCUCUGAACCCCUUAGCGAUGGGAUGGGGGAGCCUGUGGCACCACGGAUAUUGUCAAACUCCAGCUCCCAUCGUCUGGACGUGCUUGCUGGGGCGGAGAAGAACUGGAGUUUCAUCUGAAGGGCCACAGGUUCCCCAUUUGCUCCUUAUAACAAGAAGAUCACCUCCAAUCAGGAGACGGGAGUGGUGUCACCUUUUUUCAGAUGCCAGCUAUGUAUUUAGUUCCCAUGGCAACAUAUUGUCCAAGCUUACAUAGCAAACAGGAGUUCUCAAUAAAGCUGGCUAAGGCCUAUUGACUUAGCGAAAGGAAUUGGGUUGACAAUUUAUUUAUUUAUUUAAUAACUUUAUUUAGAAUUCAACAAUAACAAAGGAAAAAACCACAGUAACUACUACAUCAGUUCAUUACAAUUAACCAAUUUUAACAAUAUAUAAAUAGUAAAAGAAAAAUUACACAACAUCACUUUUAACUUGCUGAAGUUUACAUAUUACACAUUUAUAUCUUUAUCUCUUUCUUAACUUUGUUACUUACGUCAAAUCAAAAAGAAAAAGACCAAGAAAGGAGGCACAAAAAAGAAAAGCAAAGAGGAAGAAGAAGGGGGGGAGGGGGUAAAGGAAGAAAGGAAAAAAGAAAAAGAAAACAAAACAAACACAUUUGACUUCCAAUUAGACUCAUUGUAUUAUUAUUUCUACUAUUUUUUCACACACAGUUCCAGAUUAUUGUAUUUCUUUCUUUGUUUUCGUCAGAUAUCGAAAAACAUUAUAUUUGUUGUUUUACAAGGAUCAUUCUAUUUCUGCCAGGAGGUAUUUGUUACGGGGUUGACAGUUUUAGCAGCCGCCCUCUUCUGCAGACCCCAGUCUUACAGCUGCAGAAUCCCACGGUUGCAGCGGAUCCCCAGAGGACAUCCAUGCCAACCCCAAUCCUCAUUAACAACAUAACGAUGAUGUGGAGUUUGCCACAUGAAGCAGAGCCUUCUCAGUGGUGGCGCCCUGGUUAAGGCAUUUCCCCUUUAUUGAAACCGGACUGUCUGCCCACGUUCUUUUCAUUCAAGAUUUCCCACAGGCCUUUGCAGCAUUAUACGUAAUUUGUGUUUGUAUCAUUUACUGCUGACCUGUCUCUGAUUUUACUUGGGAGCUGGCUGCAGUGCUAGUCCUAAUCAGAGUAAGCCCAUUGGAGUUAAUGGAUACCACCAGCUUAGGUUCAUGCACGCAUUUCAGUGGGUCUAUACAACCCUUUGUUUAGGGGCAUCAAAAGAAAGGGCAUCAUAUGGGAAAUGUCACAAUAAUUUAUCAUCAUCAUAAUUGAUAACGAUAGAUGUGGUGAUAAGUUAAAUCAAGCAGGCCGAAUUGUGUCCAGUUGCUGAUUCAGGAGUAGCAACACAAGAGGCGAAACUUGUUUUCAUUUUUAAAUGAAAGCUGAGGUUUUCCAGAAGCCAGAUUUGGUGCUGCCCUCGUGGUCGUACGCAGUUCUGGCAACCACGCCAAUCCCUGCUUGUACGGCUCACAUUCUGCUGUUCCUCAUGCUCAGCAUGAGAGCCAGUGUGGCAUAAUAGUGUCGGACUCGAAUCUGUGAGAGACCAGGGUUCGAAUCCCCGCUCUGCUCUGAAACUCACUGGGUGGUGUGACCUGGGACAGCCCACCGUCUCCCAGCCUGACCUACCUCACAGGGUUGUUGUGAGGGCGAAAUGGGAAGAAUGGGGAGCCAUGUGCACCACCCUUGGGCUCCUUGACAGAAAAAAGUAGCGUAUAAAUGUGAUAAAUAACUUUAAAAGUGGCAUCCUUAGCUUUUGCCCACAGGUGCUGGAAGAAACCCAGCUUUCCUGGCUCAGCUCUCAGUGCUCACCAUUGUUUUGUUUUGUUUUGUUUUCCCCUCCCACCAUUUCAUCCAGGGCCUCCGGGGCCUCCUGGUCCCCCCGGGCGGGACGGCGCAAGAGGUUUCCCCGGGGAGAAGGGCCUCCCGGGACCCCCUGGACCACCAGGUCCACCAGCCCCUGGGGGACCAAAGAUAUCGCCCAUUCCGGAUCAAAGUGAGUAACUUCCCAGGCAAGGGAAGUGUCUUGGCCACAGGGGUAGGGAACCUCACUGAGAGCCGGAUACGGCCCUCCCGGCCUCACUAUCUGGCCCUUGGAACUCUCCUCAGGCCACGCCCCCUUGGCAGCCCUGCUUCUCACCCUCUCUAGAGUGCUUUGCCCUGAGUGGAAUGUCUCCUUGAACUCAGAUCUUACUUCCCUGGAUGAAGGACUAAGAGGGCUGUGGCAGUGUAGAAGCUUGCCUACUGUACAAAGGUUAUUUUUUUUUUACAUUCGUUGCCCCGCCCACUUUUGCCUCUGGCCCCGCCCACCACUGGCGUGUGGCCCUUGAGAGGUUGCCUGGAAGGGAAUGCGGCCUUCGAGCUGAGAAAGGUCCCCUUCAUUAGCUGCUCAUUUCCUGGUCUGUUUUUGUGAGGUGAAAGAUGCUUAAAUCUCUCAGUCCAGGAUGGUUUUGCCCAUUCGCUCUCCCCUUGAUCUGUCUACUGCAGUCUCCUGUUCGAACUGCUGUUUUCUUUUACGGCAGCCUUGGCCACACUGGCACCGUCCAGAUGUUUGGGACUAUAUCUCCCAUCAGCCCCAGCUAAAUCUUUGUUUAGAAAAUGCCUUUGGGGCUCUUCAGUUCCAAGAAAUAUCUCUGCAAAAAUGCAGAUACGGAUAAAAGACGGAGGAUUUGGGAUCCCAGACUUACAAUUGUAUCACUAAGCAUAUUUACUGUCAGGUACACAAUUCUGGAGACCCAUAACUGAAAACAACUGUCCAAAUUGGGCUACUUUGGAGUAUUCCUAUGUAGCACCUUUAGAAAGAUGGGCAGCACUUGGGUUCGUAAUACAUUAAUGUUCAAGAUGCUAUUGAAACAAUAACAUCAGUUCGAACAAUGUGACACCACAUGUCCAAAAAAAUAUAAAUUUGACCUUUUCUCCCACGACAAAAUGACUUUGUGGGGAAACCCGUCUUUAAAAAUCAGGAAAGAAAUGGUCGUAUGGAAGAGGUGGAUGAGUUUCGGUAUACAGUGGUACCUUGGUUUAAGCACAGCUUAGUUUAGGAACAACUAAACACUCAAACUCAGAAGUAGGUAUUUUGGUUUGUGAACUUUGCCUUGGAAUAAGAACAUGUUCCGCUUCCUGUGUGUUCCAUUUGUAAAUUGAGUCCCCUGCUGCUAUGGGAAAGCACGCCUCAGUUUAAGAACACUUUGGUUUAAGAAAAGACUUCCGGAACAGAUUACUGUAAGUUCGUAAACCAAGGUACCACUGUAUAGACCAGCUGAUAAACUAAGAGGAUGAAUUUUAUACAUAUUCCGUCUUAAGAGUCUAAUACAGAUUACCUACAAAUGCUCAAUGGCAAUAUCUCCAGAUAAAACACUUGCUAACCACCAUCUAUGGACCAGCAGCUUUUACAGCCCCAGAUACCCCCAGAGAUAUUGAAGCAGUUGAUUAGUUCUUACGCAACAGCAACAAAAAACGGCCAUCAGCAUAUAUAAAUCUUUGUUACUAGCUAACCAAUUUGAUAUACAGGUACUAAGGGAGGAUUGGAAUAAAGAAUUAAGAGACCGCAUCUGGAGGGUGCCAAUUUACCAAGGCUGUUUCAUGGGGGGUGGUUUGACUGCCUAUUAUAAUGGCGGAUGUUUUAUAUUUUGAGGGAUUUUAAAACUGCGCGAACUGCUCAGAGGCUCAUUUUGGCAUUAACCGGUAUAGAAACCAAUACUUUGAAUAACCAGCCUGGUUUCCAAAGGAAAGACACCCAUUCCCUGAUCUUUCUCUGCUUGUGUGAUUUCAGGGGACCCACUUCUGUCAAACACCUUCAUUGAAACGGGGGUCACUGGGCCAGCUGGGCCGCCUGGCCUUCCGGGACCUAUGGGUAAGUCUCUUUUUGGCCCUGUAUCUUCGCCCAGGGAUGGGGGAAUGACGGGCAGCAGCUCUGUGGGGUUUCAGGCGGCAUUGUCUGCCAGCCCUACCUGGAAACUCCUUUGGGGAUUGAACCUGGGACUUUAUUUUUAUUUUUUUAAUAAAAUUUUAUUAGAUUUUACAUUUCCCCCCAGUCAUAUUACAACAUAUCAAAUCAUCAAAUAGAAACAAUACAUUCCCCAAAAUUCCCCCUCCCUGCCGGCUUUCCUCAACUUCCUCUUCUGGUUUUGAACAUAUUGGCUUCCCCUGCUUGCUACAUUAUAUCACAUCUACAUUUUCUAUAUUAAUUGUUAUCAUCUCUUAUCAUUUUAACAUCACCUUUCUAGUUUUUUGUACUUAUUUUUGUUGCUUGUAGGUGUUUACUCAAACCCUGCUAGUGAGUCUGUUUCUUUACAUUGUUUCUGUAGAUACAACAUAAAUGGUUCCCAAUCUUUUAAAAAAUCUCUAUUGUCUUUAUCUCUGACUCUUUCUGUUAGUUUCGCCAUCCCAUCAGUUUUUGAAGCCAUUCUUCUCUAGUUGGUAUUUCUUCGCUUUUCCAUCUUUGGGCUAGUAAUAUCCUAGCCGCCGUCGUAGCAUACAUAAAGAGUUUCUUCUUUUCUCUUGGCAGUUCUUGACCUGUAAUGCCAAGCUUCAGGUUUUUAAAUAAAAGUUAGUUUGAACAUUUUCGAACCUGGGACUUUAGAUGCUCGGAGUUAUGGCCCUUCCUACAGAAACAGCAAAAUGUGAAGCUUCCUCAGGCAGACAAACAGGCAGACCAUUGUUCCAUCUACUGUAUUUUUCGCUCUAUAGGACGCACCCGACCAUAGGACGCACCUUGUUUUAGAGGGGGAGAACAAGAAAAAAAAAUUCUCCCCCUCUCUGCUCAGCGCCCCUUCAGCGAAGUGGCAGGAGAAAUGGAGCCCCUUCCAUUUCUCCUCCCGCUUGGCUGAAGGGGCGCUGCGCAGCUCUCCCUCUCUGCUGAAGCCAGGAGAGUCUUGCUCUCCUUUUUUAAAAAAAUAAAUAUUUUUUAUUAGAUUUUCCAUAAAAAAAAACAUUUUUACAAAAUUAUACAUCCAUUUUUAACUUAAACCCUUUUUUCCAGAACUUCCCUCAGCUUGUCUGAUAAUUUUCCAUUUAUUUUUUAUCCUCGUCUCACAUUUCCCAAUACUAUAUUGCACUCAAAUACUCUUAAUCACAUCAUAUUUUUAAACAAUAUUUCUAACAGUAAUUUCACAGAGCUUCUUGAAAGCUAAUGAACGUUAUUUGCUCAUUACAGAAAUUUUUGAUAUACUCUGUAAAUUUCUUCCAGUCCUCAGAGAAUCUCUGGUCACGUUGGUUCCUAAUUCUCCCCGUCAAUCUGUCCAUUUCUGCGUAUUCCAUCAGUUUCAUCCUCCAUUCUUCUUUCGUGGGCACCUCUUCCUGUUUCCAUUUCUGUGCCAGCAAAAUUCUGGCUGCUGUUACUUCAUACAAAACUAAUUUCACAUCUUUUUUACUAAUUUCAUUAUCCAGUAUUCCCAACAAGAGAGCUUCUGGUUUUUUAACAAAAGUAUAUUUCAGCAUUUUCUUUAACUCAUUAUAGAUCAUCCCCCAGAAGCUUUUUACCUUCUUACAUUCCCACCACAUAUGGUAAAAUGUUCCUUCUGUCUCCUUACACUUCCAACAUUUAUUACACACUUUAUACAUUUUACCCAGUUUUACUGGGAGAGUCUUGCUCUCCUGGCUUCAGCGAAAGGAACCUGAAGCCUGCAGAGCGCAGCGGGAACUCGUGCUGCGCUCUGAAGGCUUCAGGCGGCUAUCCCUGAAGCCUGGAGAGCGAGAGUGGUCGGUGCGCACUGACCCCUCUCACUCUCCAAGCUUCAGCGAAAGCAACACAAAGCCUCCGGAGCGUGGAGGGAGCGCUUCCUCUGCGCUUCGGAGGCUUUGCGCUGCUAUCGCUGAAGCCAAGGAGCCUGCAUUCGCUCCAUAGGAAGCACACACAUUUCCCCUUAAUUUUUGGAGGGGAAAAGGUGCGUCCUAUAGAGCGAAAAAUACGGUAACUCAAUAUUGUCCACAUGGACCGGCAGCAACUCUCCAGGGUCUCAGGCAGAGGACAUUCCCAGCUGUACCUGGGGAGAUGCCAUCAGGGGCUGAAUCUGGGACCUUCUGCCUGCAAGGCGGAUAGAUGCCCUACCUCCACGUUCGGCCCUUCUCCAAAGGGAGUCUAGGAAGAGACAGGAGAACCACAGGAGAUAUUCCAGAUGGUGAAGCUAUGCAGAUACCUGUCAAAAGCCGGGUCCGCGAAAUGUGGCCAUUCCACCCUGAACGCUUGAAGUGCCUCUCCCCAUAGUAUCUGACUGCUGAAAUGAAAUGUGUGGCUUGCUGACGACCCAGAGACCAUGUUAGCUGCGUGGACUCAAUCUGUCCUCUGAAUGUUUUGGACUCCCACCCAGCCGCAGCCGGUCUUUGCAGACCUGCCAUUCCCAACCAGCACAACAGCUUUCUCGUGCUUUUUUCAGCCUUUUCUGUGAGUGUCCUGGUAGGAAACAAUACAACAUGUUGCCAUCCAUGGCUGAUGGGUCAAACGACUUUAGGAAGGAUUUGAUAGCUGGAGUUCUAUUGGCCUCUGGUGGCAGGUUUGAUUAUUGCACUUUCCGUUCUAGGAAAGUGGUUGGAAGUGUUUUCUGACCGUGGUAGGAAUUGUUUUCCUCCGCCUAGACUAGAGCACGAGUCUGCUAGGCCCAGCUGGGAAAGGGAGUCACACAGUAUUGUUGUAAACAAAAAUUGCCCUUUUCCCUUGUGGGGUAUCCAAGAGCCCAUAUAGAGUCCUUACGUGGGUUCCCUAUUGGUAGGAGAAAAUAACAGAGGCCAACCAGAGAAUACUGAGAAGCAAAGCAGCUAGUAAGCUUGAUCUUUAUUGAUCUGUUGCAACAGGGUGCUCCCCUCACCCGCAGGAGAGAGGAGGAACCCAGAAAAAUGACGCACAAGGCUUUAUAAAGACUUUUGAAAUUGCCACCCUGUAGAUCAAGACCACCCCCAGAAACAUCAUACAUACAUCACGGAAGGGGUGUAACCUAAGACCACCCCUCAGACCUAUAUCACAGAAAAGGCGGUCUAAACAGAAAUUUGAAUGUUUUUCUCCUGUCCUUGUUUAUCUCCUGUCUGGCAGGUUACUUGAUUAGAUUUCCUGGGGAGCCUGGCUAGUCUUUUGUAAUGAUAAAUACUGGGCCAGGUCACAGGCUCACACCCUAUUCAUAUCUUAAAUAUGCCCUUAAGACAGGAUUUGUGAGGAAAGAAACAAUGGGGAGGUUUCCCACUUUGACCUUGCAGAGAAAACAUUUGCUCAGUUUAGGAAUCAAAAUGGCUUCAGGUCGGUCUUCCUGUGCUGAUCUAUGUACAUGCGGUUAUGAACAUUACCAUAUAUCUAAGACCUCAAAAUUCCUAUCACAGUAUUAAGUGGGAGUUGCAACAGAUCAGGGCCAAAUCGAGUUGCAACAGAUCAGGGCCAAAUCCUGCCCCCUGGGGGGUGGGAAGCAACAGCCACAACAAAACUCAGGGAAGGUUGUAGUUACAGCUGCAGGCUUGUGGGUGCUGCUGGUUGAAUGAACUUUGAACUUUGGAAAAUGAGGUUUGGGGGCUUUUGCCCCUUCCCCCAGCUUCUCCCUUCUCAAAGCAGCAAAAAUUAGUUGCUGACCAGGGGUGUGAAACCACUUUCUCCCUGCAGGUCCUCCAGGGCCAGCUGGAACCCCAGGUCAGCCGGGACGUGAUGUAAGUACCCUUAAUCUCUGACCGGAGGAGGCAAGGGUUUCUGGGAGGGGCAGCACUGCAGAAACAGUCCAAUUGCAUUUUGAGCUCAUGAUUUGAAUAGGAGGUGGUGUUUUUCCAGGGCCUGGAACCUCCCAGUAUUUUGGGACUAAACUGUAGGUAACACUUAGCUGCCACCGUAUUUGGGGUGGGGAGAGAUCCCUUGCAACCGACUUGGAAUAAUUUUUAUUAAAGAUUUUCUUGAAUUGCAAAAGAACGGUCCCUUGCAACUGAGAUCCAUUGUUGUAUUAUUAUUAUUAUUAUUAAUCGCGUCUUAUGCACGUCGGCACGUCGUGUUAUGUUGCUGUUUAUUUGUACGCCUUUCAUUCAAACAGGCUCCUGGAAAUAAACAGAUAUAUGCAAAUAACGAUAAUGCAAAUAACAACAGUGCAAAUGCAACACAACUAAAACCAAACUAAAUCUUAACCUUUCUUUUUUUUAUUGGGACUUUAUUUUUAUUCAAGUUUAACAUAAACUAAAACAGUUGAAUGAGCAGGCUCAAAAAACAGCCAUUCAAGAAUUUUGAAAACAUCUAUAAAUUUUGGCGAGUUUAUAGAGUUUAUAUAGAACUGGCAAAAUUAACUUCAAUUAUAAGAUAUUAAUCAAAUCAAAAGUUAAGAAUGGAGUGGAAGUAUUUCAAAGAUUAUAUGUCAAAAUAUUGUUCUAAAAAUGACAUGCUAAUAGGCUUAGAAUAAAAAAUGCAAGCAAUAACAAAACCAAUAAAAGAAAGAAGGAAAAAUCAGAAUUUAACAAAAAUAAUUUAUUAUAGAAUGCAAGGGAAGAAAGGUAGAAAGAAAUAUAAAGAAGUUGAAUUGCUGUGGAGGGAAGUAGAGGGUAGGGGGUGGGUUUCAUAAUUAAGUGUAUAAUUAUGCAGCUGUUGUAAUUUAGAUAUUAUAUUUUAUGUGAGGGAAUCAUUGGGAAUUUUGGUUAUUAUGUAUAUAUGUUAAGUUUCAAUAAAGAUCUUUGGGGGGAGAAUUUUGAAAACAUCUGUAUGGGAGGGGAAAUCUUAACCUUUCAAAAGUGUUAGAAUGCAUUCGUUAUCACUGUGGGUUUAUUCCCCACAGUUGAGAGCAAGAGAGAGCAACAAUAAGUACAUAAACAGGAGUCCCUCUCCUUUUAAGGGUCCCAGUCCAGCAAUUUCUGGGAGGCCUCAGCCCUGGCAGAGAAGGCCCUGGGAGCAUCUUCAGUGAAAGGAUAUUGGAUGCUUGGGAAUUAGCCUCAAAGUGGGGGUGUACAAGUCUAGUUGUCGGUUGUGUGGUUGUUAUUUUUGCCACAGAGGGUAGAAAUCACAAGGAGGAGGGGAGUCUGGCAUGGGGCAAAACGCCAACCCUACUGCACAGCUGAAACGUAUGCGGGGUUGGGGAGAACAUGUUUGAAGCGGCAACGGUUCUUUCUUUCAGGGGAGCCCCGGAACCCCAGGCGCUGAUGGGGCAGCUGGUACCCCUGGAGAGAGAGGAGAGAGAGUGAGUACCGCCCUCCAGCAUCACGUGCUCUCAGACUUACAUCCAAAUUUCAUAGCACCAGAGAAUUGUGUGGUUGGAUACAUGCAGGAAUUACAGCUAAAAAUCAGCUUCCAGCUUGGUCGAUCUCCUUAAACUGCGGUGUCCUUAACUAGACCAAUCAAACUGGUUUGAUUUGCAGCCGCCAGCUAGGAAUUCCUCUCCACAAGAUAUAGAGCUGUUAUUACCCCUGCUGACGUCUGCACAUCAAGCAGUUUUCAAAAGCGUAUCUACAGUGGCUGGCUGGAAGAUGGCAACCCUCCAUCUGCCAGAACAGCAAACCCAGUGGAGCACUCAGAGCUCUUAAAGCACUGUGGGGCUGGAGGAACUACCCCUGUGGGAUUUCUCCCUGAGCCAGAGCCAUAUAAAGAAGCAGGCGCCUCCCUCCAGGUCAGGAUCGGGCAUAGGGGUGGGCUCUCGUGUUCAUAUACUUGCCCGGAGGACCUGGGUUCAAAUCCUGCCCGCUUGCUUUAGCACUGUGGGGAACCAUUGGCCCUCCGUGUGUUGCUGAUCUACAACUCCUUCCAGCCCCAGCGAGGGGUUGAUGGGAGUUGGAGUUUAGCAAAUUCUGGAAGGCCAGAAGUUCCCUGCAUUUGCUUUAACCAGGGCCUUCUCGGAGGUAGCGCCUGCCCCGUGGAACGCCCUCCCCUCAGAUGUCAAGGAAAUAAACAACUAUAUGACUUUCAGAAGAGAUCUGAAGGCAGCCCUGUUUAGGGAAGUUUUAAAUAUUUGAUGUUUUAUUCUGUUUUUAAUCUGUUGGGAGCAGCCCAGAGUGGCUGGGGAAACCCAGCCGGAUGGGCAUGGUGUAAAGUUGUUGUUGUUGUUGUUGUUGUUGUUGUUGUUGUCAGAGGAUGAAGACCAAAAAGGGGUUUUAGGCAGGUCCCUGGAGGGUUGGUGGGGCAAGAGAACCGAAGCAUAUAGCCAUGAACUGCAUUUUCAGGGGGUUGGACUAGAUGACUCUUGGGGUCCCUCUCAGCUCUACAGUUCUAUGAUUCUGUGACUCAGGUUUUCUUUUUUCUACUUCUUCGUCUCUCCUGUAGGGACCGCAAGGAUAUCCUGGCCGCCAAGGUCUCGAUGGAGAACGCGUAAGUGUGGCACAGCGGAGGAGGAGAGAAUACCCUGCUAGGGUGGGUGCGAGAAAUUUGGGUGGCUAGUGGCAAACUCCAGCAGCCAGGGAAGUUCUGCACAUUCUGAGAAAUGUCUCUUACACUACAUGAGAACUUCCUCGGUCACCAUUCUCCAUGGGACUUUCAUUCAUUCGCUUGUUCAUUCAUUUACCCAGCUCUUCAGUUCCCAGGCUGGCGUACAAAUUAAUAAAAAAAGCACAGUUCUAAUAAUCUUUUAUACGUCUCCCAAACUUUAAAAAUCACUUUCGUUAUAAUAUGAUUUUGAAAACUUUGAUGUACUCUUGCCUUUUCGUACCACAAGCAUGCAUGCCAGCCAAAUCUAUUGUCAUAUCCUUCCAAAUCUAAUAGAUCUGUAUUUUUUAGUUUUAUCCAUUCCCAGAUCCAGCAAAUACAGGAGGCUUCAAAAUAUAAUUUCAAGUCUGGCAGGGGGAGGCCUCCUCUAGGUACUGGAUUCUUAACAUUACACAGUUAUUAUAAUGGCCUGUCUCCAUGCCCAAGACAGCAUCCAUAAUCUGCCUUUCCCAGGGUGGGCCAAGCCUACCCCCUCUCCCUGCACUACCCUUACCCUUGGAAAGAAAAAAGCUUUGGUUUUCCCUCACACCCGUAUGAAGCUUUUUAUUGUAUUACAUACGUCUUACAUCAUAGGUCACUAACGCGAGUUCUGUGAGCUCAUAAGCCUCUAUGGAGCUCUUCCAAUUCUCACUGAAAUUUGGUUUUUGCCUGAGGUUGCAAAAUCUUUAUGCUGGGUUGGUUACUAAUUUCCAACCGCUUCCAGCUUAUGGAAACCUUUCUCCAUCUCUAAUCAUGACAAUGAGAUGUUGUGAUUCUCAAAUGCUCCCAGAAUUAUCUUAAUAAAUCCAUCUUACUAGGUUCCCUGUGUGCUUUUCCAAAAUGUUGCAUGUAAGAUUCUCCCUGCUGUUACAGUAUGUGGCUCUUGAAUUCAAUACUUCGGCGUUAUAUGCUGUUUUACACAAUUCAGCAAGGGGGCAAGUGCCAUAGCUGGAGCAUCUAUCUGCCUUGCAUGCAGAAGGCUCAAUUCCCAGCAGCUCCAGGUAGGUCUGGCAGUGUCCCCAUGUGAUUGCUGCUGCCAGUCAGUGCGGGCAAUACUGUGCUAGAUGGACCACUGGCCUUACACUCUGUGUAAGGCAGCUUCCUAGGUUCCAACAACAGCAGAAGAGGGUCUAAUGCAAUUUCCUAUUUGAAGAUUUCUUUUGCAAUAACCACAGACCGCCCCAAACCUUUGUUUUCUCAUGCCUUUUCUCCUUCCGCUUCAGGGUGAGCCGGGGCCCAAAGGUGAACCAGGCGAGAAAGGCACCUGGGUAAGCUUGUGGGGUGGGGUGGGGGUGGGGACCCUCCUUUUCUCUCCUCUUCCCCCACCCCAGACACUUGCUAACUCAACCAAGGGACACUGAGUCUUGGGAACCAGCUGGACCUGCAAAAAUCUGCCCCGAUUCCCAGCUCUCUGCCGCUAUUGUACCCUCAUCAACAGAAGCCCAUUUCCACUACUCAGACGUGAGCCAAGCUGGCAGGCUUCUAGGGGUGUGCAAGAAAUAUAAGGGGUACUGAAAUGAAGGCGCUUUCCUAUUGAGAUCUCCCAGGGUAUGCAAAACAGCCAAGAGCCUCGCGGCGCCUUGAAAGCAGCUUCCCCACCAGCACCCACUGAUUUUGGACCGCAAUUCCCAUCAGCCCCACCCAGCACAACCUUUCUCCUAUCAACCCCAGCAGCACAAGACUGAGGCUGAUGGGAGUUGAAGUCCAGAACCAUCUGCAGGGAGGCCACAUUGGGGAAGGAAGGCUACCCUAAAGGUGUAUUGUGUGGCACGAGCCAUCGUGAACCAAAAUCUGCUUCACCAGACAUUUUAUUUCUCAGAGCUCAGUGCGUAUUCUGCAUGAACAGAACAUUUUUGUUGUUGUUCACCAAAAUGAUCAAAGUUCUUUGCCAAGAAAAACCACAUGUGAUGAUCUAUAUGGACUGUGUAAAUCUUUUGUGUCCACAUUUUUGUGGGCUUUUAAGCCUAUUUCCACAGCCUUAAGGACUAGAAACUUGGUUUUUUGUUUUAAAAAAGAAAGCUUCCCAUCUUGGAGAUACUGAAUUCUUCCUUUGCAUGGUACAGUGGGAGCAAUAAGCACAGCUUUCUUGCCGCUGGCCAGCGCAAUCUGAAACCAGGACCGGACGUGUGAGGCUGCCUUUCUCCUCCCAUAGGCAAGAGAACGGGAACACUCAGGCACGAUCCCAACUAGGAUUGCCAACUCUUCAACCAGCUGCUGCAGCUCUGCCUUUUAGGAGCAGCUUGGUGUGCAGAUGUUGGCAACCGAUUGUGGCUCCAUACUGCGAAAAGUGUUGUGGGCUGAUUUCUGCAGAGCGGAGGGUUUUUGAAAGAACAGAGUGGGUGGGUCCAUAUUUUCUUCUUCCUCAUUCCCAGUCUCCCCCCUUGCAAAGUCUCCAGGAGCUUUUUAGUAUUGUGCUCUGUUUCAUUGCUGCCCCUUGAAAUAACAUCUGUUCCAGUCAUCAAAACAUCACCCAUCCCAUCCAUUUAAAGCAGUAUCAUAUCACUAUUAACAGUCCUGGCUUGCCCCCCAAAAAUUUUGUGAGCUGUAGUUUGUUACGGGUGCUGAGGGUUUUUUAGGACCACCCCCAAAUUCCCCAUUCCCAAAGCUACAAUUGCCAGAGUGGCUAAGCAAUCACAGAGUUGUAGAGUUGGAAGACCUCAAAAGGUUCACUAGUCCUACCUUAUGCAGUGCAGGAAUCGCACCUAAAAUAAACCCUUGUUCCCAGACAAUUCUGGGAAUUGUAACUCUGUGAGGGAGAAUAGAGGGUCUCCUCUUGACUCUCUGCAUUUUAAAGGCGAACCUACCUUGAUGUGCAUUUUUCAAAACAAGACAUUAAAACUUUCACAUAUCCAAAUUUUGCAAUGCAAAAUUUUCUUCCUGGAGAGUGAGCCCAAAUGAAUGCUAAGGAACUGGGGGGUGGGAAUUGGUUUGGUUUGGUUUGCAUAUAUCUGGGGUAAGUGUCCAGAAAAAUGCAUAUAUUUGUGGAGGAAAGCAUACAAAAAAAAAGCCUAAGUAUUACUACUGUUAUUAAAUUUGCCAUACCCCUCCGUGCCGAAAGAGUCUUCUGAGAAAUACGUCAGGGAGAAUUGCAUGUAAAACUCUGCGUGUGUAAGGAAAGAAAGGAGUGCAAAACUCUGUGCGUUAGGUGAAAACGAGUCUCAGAUUGCUGUGGGCUUAAAAAUUAAAUUGCAGAAUGACAGGGAAAGUGAACUUCAGUUUGAGGAAACACGAAAUGGAGAGAAUUUGCCCAUUCCUCAUGAAAGUAGCCGGGCUCUGAUCUGGGAUCGUGUUGCGAGCUCAGCCAGGCCAGAAGCAAAGACCAUAAAAAGAAGCACAGAGAACCGUUGUGGAGGCACCUUGGGCUCUCUGUAUGUUGUUGCUGGACUACAACUCCAAUCAGCCUCGGCAAACGUGGCUAACGGCCAGGGAUGGUGAUGAUGAUGGGAAUUGUAGUUUAGCAACAUCUGGAAGGCUCAAAGUUCCCCAUCUCCUGACUCAAAGUCUAGAGAUGGGGGGAAGUAUCUGGGAAUCCUUGUCUGAGGGCUCUCUCCUGCCUGUCUCUUUCCCUGGCUGCCACCCCCACUGAACCCCCCUCACCCCACUCUGCCCAGGGCCUUGGUGUGCUGGUGCCAGAACUCCUGUGUUCUGUCUGUUCCUCUGAGACACGGAAUUGGGACCUUUUUCUGCCCUAGGGGACCACAUACUAGUGGUGGGCGUGGCCAGAGGCGGGGCAACACAUGUAAAUUCCACCUUUGUACAAUAGGCCAGUUUCUUCCCUGUCCCCCCCCCCCCAAUCCUGGCAAGCCAGAGACUGGUCAGAUUUCAAGGGUACAUUUCCAGCCAGGCAGAAAUGACUGAGAUUCCCCACCCUUGUUCUGGGAGGAGGGCAGAUCUUAGCCCUCUGCUCUGUUUCUUGUUACAUGUGGUGCAAAAGGGGGGGGGAGUCCGCUUUGCAUUACCUCUGCCACUGGCCAGGGCUGAUGGAAAUUGUAGUCCAAAAGAUCUGGAGGGCACCAGUUUGGGGAAAUCUGAGUUAAAGAGAUGCCCUCCCCUUAAUGGGGAAGACUUGGGAAGGGCUGUAGCUCACUGGUAGAGCAUCUGGUUCAGUCUCCACCUGUGGAUGGGAAAGACCGCCUGUCUAAAAAAAGCAACCCCAAAGAGUUGCUGCUGGUCAGUGCAGACCGGGCUUCCCAACCCCCCAACUUCAUGGACCCCUUUCGUGAGCUUAGGAAGUCGUCACCAACCCCCAACCCAACAUGAAUGAGGUAAAGUCUAGAAAGAUUGAUCUGUAACAAACAUUUAUUAAUCCCCAUUGCUAGGAAUCACAAACAAAAGGAUGAGUAUUAUUGCAUUGCAGAAUCGUCUUAUUAGAUGCAAAGGUUCCUCACUGGCACUCUGUACAUGCUCGUGCCCUUGAUUUCUGAGACUCCUAAUUCCCACUACAGUCGUACCUUGGUUUUCGAACAGCUUAGUUCUCAAACGUUUUGGAUUCCGAACGCCACAAACCCGGAAGUGACUGUUCUGGUCUGCAAACUAUUUUUGGAAGCAGAACAUCCAACUGGUCUUCCACGGCUUCCUGCAGCCAAUCAGAAGCCUCAAUUUGGUUUCCGAACAUUUUGGAAAUCGAACGGACUUCUGGAACAGAUUCUGGUUGACUUCCAAGGUACGACUGUAUAGGCCACAAGUGCCUUUUCUGUGCCUUUUCAGCCCCGGCACAGGCCCACCAAACUCCAGGGAGGGGGUCAGUAUUGACCGCUUUGAGAACCCCCUCUGCAGACAGCGCUGAGUGAGAUGGACAGAUGCUCUGACUCGCCAGCAAGCAGCUUCCACCGUGCCUUUGCUUGUAACUGGAAAGAUGUUCCUGCUUUUAGGUUCAGCUGUCUCGCUCGCCCCAACUUGGGACGUUGCUUUCCCAGCUCUCACUGGGAUAGUUUCCCCUCCUUCCUGGUGGAAGUGAGAGGGACUGUUCUCCCCUCGCUCUGUGUGUUUGGCCCCAUUCGGCCCCAUACAUCAGUGUCAUUCCCUUUCACAUAGUCGCGGCUUCCCCCAAAGGAUUCUGGGAGCUGUAGUUAGUUAAGGAUGCUGAGACCCCUCUCCCCCUCCUAGAGCUGCAGUCCUCAGAGUGGUUUAACAGUCAUUGCUCUUUCCCAGAGAACUCUGGGGACUGAGCGGGAAAAGGGGGUCUAACACUGCUUAGCCGCUGUAACAAACUACAGCUCCCAGAAUCCUUUGGGGGAAGCCCUGACUGUUCCGAGUGGCAUGAAAGCACUUUAAAUGGGAUGGUGGGAAUGUGGCCUCUGGGAUAUAGCUCUGGGAAUCUGGUUACUGCAUCUGUCUGUCUCUCUCCACCUCCAUGCCACCCUCGAGGUCGCUGCAUUUGGGACCACCCCCUGCUACUAACCUCCCAUGCAUGUGCUUCUGCUGUGCCUACACACCUGACUUCCUGAGCAAGGAGGGAAAACUCAUGUCUUCUCGACACCAAUCCCAGGCGGCCGUAUUUGGGGCUCUGUGCCAUUGUGGUUCUUCUGUUCAUUUUCUUUGCUUUGGUUUGGCAUCCUUCCUGCAGGAGCUUCUGGUUGGACCCAGCAGCCUGCUUCUCUAUAACCCAGCUUUCUGCAUUUGCAAAAGCAGAACAGAAGGUCUCCCGUGACUUUAUCUAUUUUGCAUUUAAAGCCCACCUUUCUCCUCCAAGCAGCUACAUGGCCCUCCCCCUCCUCAUUCAACAACAACCCUGCGAGGUAGAUUAGACUGGCCGAGGCAAGCGUCACUGAUUUGAUCUCUCUCAAGUCCUAUUCCGACACUAACCACUGCGCAGUGCUGCCUGUCAGUGGGUUAACCCUCCGCUUGCUGGAGCUUCUGGAUCUGUUGGGGAGUCCAUCAGCGCUGCUUCCUGGUGGUUACGUCUCCCCAAGGCAUUUGCCGGCCUGCAACGAUGCAGAAGGUGUCACCCAAGUGCCACUGAUGCCAAGACAGCAUCCUCUGCUGCACCUGAGGGCAGCUGGCUAGCUUAGCGGGCAGAGGGCGGGCACCUGGAGUGAGGGCAGGGAAUCUUGGGUGCCAACACAGCCCUGGCUCAGGAAGAUUUCUGAUGGUGUAAUGCAGGGGUGAGAAACCUUUCUCCAGCCUGAAAACCACAUUCCCUUUUGCGGGGGGGGGGGAUGCUUGGGGUGGGCAGGGUCACAGACAAAAGCAGCAAUUAGGCAGCUGGUCCAGCGUGCGAGGUGAAGCUGCCCCAGUUUCAGGACAAAACACACUUUCCCUCUGAUUAUAUCUUUCUCUCCCUGCGAGCUGCGCCAGCUGAAUGAUACUGUUUGCUCAAACUCCUUAAAGGACUGCACAUGCAUGAUAGAUACUUGAUAGAUGCUCUGUUUGCAUUUGUGCCCCUUGGGUGGGUGGGUGGGUGUGUUGUUGUCAUUUCUGAUGGCUGAAACAAAUGCGGACGGGAGGGAGGGUUAGGCAUGCCAAGCCUCAGCUCACCCCCCGCCUCCCUCUCCUUUUUGCACGUAUUUGUGCGCAUGCACACACACACACCCCUGCACGUGCGUCCCCUUCACGGCCGUGUCUGUCUCUCUUUCGUCCGCAGGGGGAGGGUUUGCACCAGCUGCGAGAGGCUUUGAAGAUUUUAGCUGAGAGGGUUUUAAUCUUGGAAACAAUGAUUGGGCUGCAUGGUGAGUAGAGACAGACAGGAGGACAAAAUUUUCCCCCGUGCCCCCCCAGGCCAGGAGGGGUCAGGAAAAAGGGGCCCACCAUGGGGGAGGCCCCGCCCAGGUCUGUAUGGUGAUCUGCUUGGGCGGUUUGCCCUGUUCUUGCAGCCUUUUGCAAAAUCCAGGGGUUCAGUUGCGCCCUUGGCUGGAUACUGGACUGACUCUCUGGGUCCUGUGGGGAGCAGGCCUGGCACAAUGCAUUGAGGGCGGCUCAGCCAUGGCACAGUCUCCAUGGCAAUGUCCAUGGUGACAUCAGGAAGUGGUUGCACAGGGUCUGCUGGCAGAAGCAGAUUCCCUCCCCCCAAAACCCCCCAAUUUUUUGUUGUUUUUGUUGGCAUCUGUCUGUCUCAAGAGACAAUGGAGUGCACCUUCAGAGGUGAACCUGAACUUCUGUUAGCAGCACCUAAGUGACCUCCCCAGGGCGCAAGCCUGGGCAGUGCCUAUGGAGGUCCUAGGCUGCCCAAAUGACAAGACCCCCGUCUUGGCCUCGCUGAUGUGGUCCAAAGGAAAACAGAGCAAUAGGUUUGGCACCACCUUGGCUGCAGCAGUUGCCAGGAGGAGGCAUGCAAGGCACCCUCCAGCCGUCUUAGGGACUCCAUUCUGGAUUUGUGUAGGGUUUACUCCAUAGCCUUUUCUUCUCCCAAAGAUAUCCCCCAAGGCAGCGGAGGUUUAGGACCAGAGUUAUCCUUCUCCUAAAUGAGAUACCUUCCCAGAUGGACAAACCUCAUCUCCCCCUCACUUGCCUCUACAGCACGUAUAGAAACGGUCCUCUGCGCCAUUGAGUUAGGGACGUCUAAACCAACUGUACUUCAAAACAUUACAGUGGUGCCCCGCAAGACGAAUGCCUCGCAAGACGAAAAACUCGCUAGACGAAAGGGUUUUGCGGUUUUUGAGCUGCUUCGCAAGACGAAUUUCCCUAUGGGCUUGCUUUGCAAGACGAAAACGUCUUGCGUUUUUUGCAAGUUUGUUUCCUUUUUCUUAACACCGUUAAUACAGUUGCGACUUGACUUCGAGGAGCAACUCAUAGAACGCGGUGUGGUAGCCUUUUUUGAGGUUUUUGGUGAUUUUUGAAGCUUUUCCAAAACUUUUCCGACACCGUGCUUCGCAAGAUGAAAAAUUCGCUAGAUGAAAAAACUCGCGGAACGAAUUAAUUUCGUCUUGCGAGGCACCACUGUACAGUGGUGCCUUGGUUCUCAAACUUAAUCCGUUCCAAAACCAAAGCGUUCCAAAACCAAGGCUGCUUUCUCAUAGAAAGUAAUGCAAAAUGGAUUAAUCUGUUCCAGACUUUUAAAAAACAACCCCUAAAACAACAAUUUAAAAAAUACAAAAACCCCAGCAAUUUAACAUGAAUUUUACUAUCUAACGAGACUAUUGAUCCAUAAAAUGAAAGCAAUAAUCAAUGUACUGUACUAUAAAAUAAAUAAGUAUUGCAGAUGAUAAAAAUUAAUUAAAAAAAAUUUCUUACCUGCACUGAUGUUUGGAUGGGGGGCUUUUAUCCAUUUCUGCAGUCACACAAUCAAUCAAUCAAUCAAUCAAUCAAUCAGUAGCUGAACUGGGUUCCACACAGUCACAAAAACAAAUUAACCGAAAAAGCCUCAAAAACAAAAACGCAAAAUAAAUAGCAAAAACAAAAGCGCCAAACUUAAUCCAUUCCGGAAGUCUGCUUGACUUCCAAAGUGUUCGAAAUCCAAGGUGCAGCUUCUGAUUGGUGCAGGUGCCCUGGAAACAAUAGCCAACAGUUGUAUCGGACGUUCGGCUUCCGAAAAACAUUUGAAAACCGGAACACUUACUUCUAGGUUUUCGUUUGAGAACCAAGGCAUUUGAGAACCAAGGCGUUUGAGUACCAAGGUGCCACUGUACUACUUUUUGUCAUAUGUUGAACUUUUACUAGUCACUAUGGUAAAAAAAGGGAAAGGACCCCUGGACAGUUAAGUCCAGUCAAAGGCAGCUAUGGGGUUGUGACACUCAUCUCACUUUCAGGCCGAGGGAGCCGGCGUUUGUCCACAGACAGCUUUCUGGGUCAUGUGGCCAGCAGGACUAAACCGCUUCUGGUGCAAUGGAACACCGUGACAGAAACCAGAGCGCACAGAAACGUUGUUUACUAGUCACUUGCUAUGUAGAGAGGCUCUAAACAACUUAAAAAAACUUGUAGAGUGUCAUGGAUUUCAAAACACAUGCAGAGAAAGAUUUCUCAGUCCGGUGUUAGUUUCAUUUGUGCUCAUACAAUCAGUGGUCAUGGGAGAGGAAUAGAAAAGGAACUCUCCAAACAGGGGAUCCUUAUAGAAAAAUGUACUCUUACAGCAUCAGGCUCAGAUAAAACAUAGACAAAUUGCCCUCCUUCCUUGUACGGGGAUGAGCUUUUCUGCUUCUGAGCAUGGCUACCAGACGGAUAGAUAGAGAUGGACUGCAGAUCUUAGGAAGACCAGGUCUUCUUACGCUUAUCACUCAGCUGAACUUGGUUCAAGGCAGAGAGAGGAGGCCUUUGGGGAACACAUUGGGGUGGGACAUAUUUUCCCCUCAAAAGCAUAGCAUAAAAUCAGGGGGGAGAUACAAUAAAAAACAAUUCAAAGAAUAUUGCUAACCAAAAGCGAUUUUCCAAUCAAAGCACUCAGACAAGGCAGAUGGGGAAUCAGGACCAGGGUGGGGCUGGUGUUUGUAGGAUGGGGUGUUGGAGUGGACAAAGAUGAACCCAGUCUGGGCCAGACUUGGAGCGAACCUCUGCUCAAGGCCACACAAACGACCCAAAGAAAGGAGAAUAUGCAGAGUCCCGAAGUUAACACCUGAGGCAGACAAUCCCAUAAGCACCACCCUCCUUUUCCUGGCAGCAGAAAUACAGUACAGUGGUACCUCUGGAUGCGAACGGGAUCCGUUCCGGAGCCCCGUUCACAUCCAGAAGGAAACACAACCCGCAUCCGUGGCUCACGAUUUGCCUCUUCCGCACAUGCGCGUGAUGUCAUUUUGAGCGCAUGCGCGAGCGGCGAAACCCAGAAGUAACGCGCUCUGUUACUUCUGGGUCGCCGCAGCGCGCAACCUGAAAAUACUUAUCCUGAAGCUACUUCAACCCGAGGUAUGACUGUACAGAGAACGGCCAUAUUGCUCACAACCAAGGACUGUUGAUGUGGUGGAAUCUAGUGGAAUUAGACACACACACAAGGCAGAUUUUCCCUCCAGGGUUUUUUUCUGUCAAAAAAUGCCCACCGCUCCAAAUUUCCUACUGCAGAGUAGCAUCUUUUAUUCUUGUUGUUUGACCGAGAAUUGAGGCUGUGAGAUCCAAGUCUGCUUUCCCUGACCUGGUCCCCUCCCCAGAUGUUUUGGACUACAACUCCCAUCAGCCCCCAGGGAUGGGGUGGGGGAAGAAAUACGAUUCAGUCCACAUUUCAAGGCAAGCCUCCCUAAUUUGCAGUGUCCACACCAAUGUGUGAACCGAAACACAGCUGUCCUGUGCAAUUUGCACUCCUCUGAAUUUUGCGGUGCACUUCUGUUGCCAAAUGAUGCGUUCAAAAACAAAUAUAUUAGAGUGCAUAUAAACUAUUACAUUAGUGAAAACAGUUCUGCUAUGGUGUAUGGACUAAAUGCUAUCCUCGUGAAAAGACUAUACGAAGCUGCAUUAUAUUGGGGGAAAUUGCUUUGCAAAAAACCAUAAUAAUAAAACAGAGCAGUCAAAGUAGUUUGAUUGCCCCGGGUCUCCUAUGUAGUCUUGUAUCGAACUGAAAUUUUCAAAGUGUGGGCAGAGGGCUUCAGUUGCUACUACUGAGCAUGUGCAGUAGUUUGAGCAUGCUCAGUGUGGGAAAACGGAGGUGGUGGGCUUCUGGUGGCUACACCUCCAAUAAGGUAGGAGCUGAGUGCCCUCUGGUGGUGGCAGCAGAAGAGAACAGCCACUUGCGCUCCCUUUCAAUGGAGAGCGCAACUUUCUGAGCAAUCCUAGGCUCAUUUACUCAGAAGUAAUUGCCACCCAGUUCAGCUGAGUUUACUCACAGGCAAAUGUGUAUAAGUCUGCAACUUAAAUGCUAAUAACAACCCUGGAUCAGUAUAGCUGAUAUUUUAAUGCAACCAUCAAUUUAUUAGGGUCAGUUUGCGACAAAAAGGUAAAGGUACCCCUGACCAUUAGGUCCAGUCGCGGAUGACACUGGGGUUGCGGCGCUCAUCUCACUCUAUAGGCCAAGGGAGCUGGCGUUUGUCUGCAGACAGCUUCCGGGUCAUGUGGCCAGCAUGACUAAGCCGCUUCUGGUGAACCAGAGCAGCGCAUGGAAAUGCCGUUUACCUUCCCGCCAGAGCGGUACCUAUUUAUCUACUUGCACUUGACGUCCUUUCGAACUGCUAGGUGGGCAGGAGCUGGGACCGAACAACGGGAGCUCCCCCCGUCACGGGGACUCGAACCACCGACCUUCUGAUCGGCAAGCCCUAGGCUCUGUGGUUUAGACCACAGUGCCACCUGCUCAAACCUCCUUGCGUUAAUUCAUUUCCCCACCUUUCCACUCCAGGGGCAUUCCAGGAUGUGUGCUAGAGCUGAGGAGGAUGCAGAGAGGUGAAAAGCAGGGCUGCUUCCUUGAUUGGGAUCUCCAUACCCUUCCACCAUUUUCCCAAUGAAAAUAGGGGCAUCCUAUUCCAUUAUUAUUAUACCCCAGCCAUCUGACUGGUUUGCCCCAGCCACUGUGGGUGGCUUCCAACGUAUAUAAAAACAUAACAAAAGAUUAAACAUUAAAAAACUUCCCUGUACAAGGCUGCCUUCGGAUGUCUUCUAAAGGUUGCAGUCAUCUCCUUAGCUUGGGGGGUCUCAUAACUCCAUACCCUCCAGCAUUUCUCCAAUGAAAAGAGGGACAUUCUAAGGAAAAGAGGGACAUUCUGGGAUCAAAUCAGAAACCGGGACAGCUUCUGUAAAUCUGAGCCUGUCCCUGGAAAACAGGGACACUUGGAGGGUCUGCCUCUCAGAAGAGAUACCUCUUUAAGUUGGGAGCAGCAUGUAGAUUUAGACUCCCAUGGCCUCCACCCUUUCUCCGAUGAAAACAGGGACGUCCCAUUCCAUAAUGAUCGUUUUACUAUUUAUACCCCACACAUCUUACUGCGUUGCCCCAGCCACUCUGGGAAGCAUCCAGCAUAUAUUAAAACAUAAUCAAACAUUUUUUUAAAAACCUUCCCUAUACAGGAUUGCCUUCAGACAACUCGGGAGUCAUUUCUGCAUCAUUUUUUCUAAGGAAAAUAGGGACAUCUUUAGGAAAAGCAGGAGAAGGAUUAAACAUAAACUAUUAAUUGAUAUCAAAGAAAGAGGGGGAUUUUCCCUGCCAUAUUUGGAACUCUAUUAUGAGGCAGCCUGUGAUUCCCAGCAUCUGAGAUUCAGAAAAAUUUAUUGCCUCUGACAGUGGAAGCCAUUCCGGCUAGUAACUACUAAUUGCCUGAACCUCUGAGUGUGCCUAAUCCCCUUUUAAUGCAAUCCAAGUUGGCGUUGUCACAACCUCCUGCAGGAGCAAGUGCCAUAGUUUAGCUCUGUGCUGCCUGAAUGAGAACUUUUCUCUGUCCUGAAUAUUCCAGCAAUCAGUGUCAUUGGGUAUCCAUGAAUUCCAGCGUUUACGAGAGAGGGCGGAAAAACUUCUGCUUUCUCCGUGCAAAGUGAGAGCUGUUAGGGGGUGAUGGAUGGUGAAACCUUCCCUUUGCAUCCUCUGGAGCCAUUGGGCGAAUCAGUAUGUGCCUUAGUGAUUCUGGGGGUGCCUGUUCCAAUAAUAAUAAUAAUAAUAAUAAUAAUAAUAUUAAUAAUGAUGAUGAUGAUGUUACUUGUACCCCACCCAUCUGACUGGGUUGCCCCAGCCACUACAGAGAACAGAGGUCUACCAAUGGGAAGCUUUAUUAUAUCACAUUUAUUUUAUUUUAUUAUUUUAUUUUAUUUCCUUCCAAGAAAAAAACCUCUUCCUGCAUUGCAGGGCAUUGGGCUAGAUGACCCUACAAUUCGAUAGUGAAGUUAGCUACCAGCAUACAGCUCCUUUUCUGCGUGAAACUUUGAGAAACAGAACCACCCCUCCUUUUUAAAAAGGCACAGGCUUUUACAUGCCCCUGAUCCCCAUAAGUAAAGAGUGGAAAACCCUGUAUCAUGUCUUUCCAGGACCAGAGAAUUAUCACCUUUAUAUCUUCUGAGCCCCCUGCCCAAAUUCUCCACCUGCAGUCACACACCCCUCCAAAGAUUCCCGAUUCAGACCCCUUUCCCUCUCCCCUCCUCUCCACCCUUUCCCCAUAACGAGGGUGAAUGAAUUUCCGCUCUGCUCUUCUCAAUCUCCCAUCAGGCCAUUAGCUUACGAAGCUUCCUAGAGCAGCAGGCCCAGCUGAAGCUCUUGUCUAGGAGGGUCACCUUGCUGGAAGCUAUCAUCUGGCCAGGUAACAACAGAGGGGGGGCUCCCCCUCUCUCCCUCUCCCCUUUCCCUAGCAUGCUGCAUUCACCAAUGCAGAGAGCCCAUGGCCAGGAGACCCCCCCCCACUUUGCUUGCAGACAUGGGCUUUCUCUCCUUCCCCGUCAUCCCAAACUCUGCAUGCCACUAGUCCACAAUGUCCAGGUUUUUAAUACCCCCUCUCCAUAGCCCUGCUGCAGUCAGAGCUGCUUUUAUGUGGGAUUUUGCCUUUCCUGACCCAUAGCCACUGGGGUGGGGUGGAGGGAGACUUAAGGGGGAUACAUUUGGUGAUGGCUGGGGUGGGGAGGGACUGCUCCUCUUCCUCCCCACCCCUCCAAGCAUGAGCUCAGAAGUUAAAAAAAAUGGCUUGCCUUGCACCAAAAGUUAACGCCAGCUUGAGGGUGUAUUGGAUUUGUCAGACUGCUGGGUAUCCAACAGCAUGGGGCGGGCCUGCCUUUACGAUGGAAGUCUGUGCAUGCUCAGUGGCAGUCUCCUUUCAAGUCAGCUUGCACCUUGUAGCUUAAGUCUGCCUGAAGUAAGUCGGCUCAAGCACUGAUCUGCCUCUUCACUCACCUGGGAAUGCACCAACCAAUCCAAGAACGAUGUUAGCAGGGAACCAGUGCAGAGGUUCAAGUAGGGCAGUCCGCUGGCUGACCGCAGCUAAGAGACUGACUUUGCAGCAUUCUGUUUGAAGCAGGAGCUCCAAAUCAGGACAUACGAUGGGGGCAGCUUCUCCCCUGCUUCUUGUUCCCCGUCAUUCAGAUACACUGCCCCUGCAGGUGAGGGUUCCACCUGCCUGCUGCGGUCAGGCGAUGUUGCUAGAUACCCAGUUAGGCAGCUUUCCCCCAGCCAUGUGUCCUCUGAUGUCACAACUCCCACCAGCACCAGCCAGCGUGAAUCAAAGGUGGCUGGGAGUUGUAGCACAACAAUGUUUGGGGAACCCAAGGCUGAGAUAGGCUCAUUCUAAGGUGAGAUUCCUUCUGCAGUUUCUCCCCUUCAGAUUCAUUUGGAACAGCAGUUAGUUUAGUUUACAUUAAGGAAAUCAAGUCUUUUGCUCUUGGAAGACACUGGAUCUUGCAGUCAACUUUGAAUACAGGCAUGGCGGGAGGGACCCCCAGAAUCCCUAAGGAGCACCCACACCUUGUUUGUUCUCCUAGAGCAGGGAUAGGGAACCUGCAGGCUCUCCAGAAGUUGCUGCACUAUAAAUCCCUUCCUCCUUGACCCAUGCAUGGGACUCCAGCAACAUCUGGGCAGCUGUGGGUUUUCCGCUUGAGCCACCUAGACAUUUUCCACACCUCUGGAACCAUGAGGACCAGAAACUUGUUUUCUCUUUUAAAAAGUUCACAAAAUGACAACCGAGGUUCUUGGGUUGCCAAAUUCGGCAGCGGAUGAAAAGCAGCUCAGCUCUGACUCUUGCUUGUCCUUCCUCUCCGUUGACAGAACCGGAACCGGGAUCUGGACUGGGCCUUUCCUCCACCAGCAUGCCUGGCUACGACCGGGGGAAGCGCGACGAGAGCUUGGCAGCCUACAAGAUGAUCUCCCACCACCUCUCUCAGAGGAGCGAGGAGGAGAGGAAAUGAGGAGGGGGCCGUUGGCCUGCCAGUUGGCAGGUGCAGACGAAGAGCAUCCUUUUUGAGGAGGGCACGAGAGGCCUCUUUCGGGGUGCCCCCCCCAAGACCCAGCCCUCUUCCUCCCACUUUGGACUGCCCCCCCCCACGGAGAAGCAGUGGAGAGGCGUGUGUUGAGGAGGGCGCUUGCUUGCCCACAGCCUGCUACCAUAUUUAUUUCGCGCAAAGGGUUGUGUGUUUGUGUGUCUCUGUAACGGUUGCUGCGAUGCACCCCACGCCUUCACCCCACAAACUGUUGCCACAAUUAAGCCGCUAAGCAUUCUUUGCGGCUGCCUGAUUGUCUCGUAGGGAAAGCCGUUUAUCCCUUGGUGCUAUUUAAUGGGGAUAUUUCCCCCCUGCACAGCACAACUGCACCCUCUCCUGUAACUUGCUGUUUUUCUGGCGCUUGGGACUUUGACCUGGAAAUUUAACUAGUUUUUCUACUAAAUUUCUCCCGAUCCCUGAAUCGCCCCCUUUCCCCCAUAGCCUGGCCCGGGCAAGGAUAACUGAGGAGAGAAACUGGGCUUUUCUGGACUACUGUUUUCAACCGCAGUUGUGGAAGACAUCAUGAUAUCUUUGCCGGGAAAACAAAGAUUCCCCACUCGCUUCCUAAGAAUGGGGAGCUCUGGUAGGGUCAGGUCAAAGGGGUUCCUAGGGCUUCACUUUCGCUCGGGAUGCCCAGCAGUGUGUGUUUGUGGAGAGAGGACAAACAUUUUCCCUUCCCUGGUAGAAGUUGCCAGCGCUGAACUGUGUGGACGUUGUAAGAACUACAUCAGUGGCUGUCCCAACAAAGGAUUUGCAUGCGUAAGUUCUUUGUGAUUGGAUCCCCGGGUACAAUUUUAGCGACCGGAUCAGAUCCGGCACGCAAGCCGUGUAUCCCAAGUUGUCAAGUGGGCUGCGAAGGCGAUUCAAAGGGAGGUUGGAUGUUGGAACAGGUGGGGAGGUGCUGCUGGUGCUGCCAUGAAGCCUCAAGCACCUGGGAGACGAUCAGACUACUCUUAAUGCAAAGUCUUGUGGGCAAAGCAGGUCAGGGAGAGAGAAGGAUGUGUGUGUGUGUUUAUCUAUGUGUGUCUGCCUCUAUAUAAUGUAUGUACUCUCUGGGAUUUUGGCUGAUAACAGGGACCAGGUCAAUAAAGCUUCACUGAACAGGA